CCUUCUCUUCCCUCGGCGGCACGGCAGCCCCCCUCUCUCCUCCAGGCCCGGGGAAAGGCAAACGGCGGCCAGAGCAGCCCCUGCUGCCUGCUGGAGCCGGCGGCCCGGUGGGGCGCGGCCAGUGCAUGAGGGCAGCGGGCGGAGGCGCCGAAGAAGAAGGAGGAGGGGGAGGAGGAGGCGGGGGCGGCGAGUCCUGCCCGCCCGGGCACUGGCAGCCCCUGCCGCUGCCGCCGCCGCCUCUCCUUGCCGGGCCCGGGAGGCUGAGGCCGCCGCGUAGCGCCCGGGACAUGCGGCCUCUCCAGCCGCAGCCAUCGCCGAGGAGACGGGGGACAUGAGGCUCCGCAAUGGCACCUUCCUCACGCUGCUGCUCGGCUGCCUCUGCGCGCUCUUCUCGCUCUCCUGGUACGGGGCCUUCGGCGGGCACAAAGGUAAGGACGGGACUCGCUCGGAGCCGGGCGGGGAGGGAGCCAGGGAGGGUUCCCGCCUUACGCACUGCGCCUGGCCGGGGAGGAGAGGGAGCCCCCACCCCAGGCAGAACCCGAGGGGGAGAGGCAGCAUCUCCCCCCGCCCCAGGGGACCCCAAAAGGCCGCCGCCGCCGCCACCUGCUGAGAAGGUCCCCUCCUAGUGCUGGAUGAGGCCAGGAGACCCUGACAUGCAACUUAAAUGUUUUUCUGGGUGCCUCUGGCAACUGAACCGCAUUUCGAGUUUUGUUGGAUUUGGAGAGGCCAGGCGUCCCCAGAAAACCUCCCAGAUUCCUUGACACCUAGCACUGCCUCCUCUUCAGGUCUUUCCCACAUGCCAGAUUGCUGUCUGGCCAUUUGUUUUUUCCUCAAUUCCUCUUUUCCUGCUUCUGACGCAAAAAAGCUCCCUUUUUCUGAGAAAGUGGUGGUUAAGGAUUCCCACCUACCCACCACCAUUUUUCUCUGUGCCCUCACAGAGAGUGUGACAAAAUCUGUUCUGUGGUUGCCUCUUUGGAACAGGUAGUGUCUCUCACCCUAACUCUCUUUGUUUUUUUACCCUUGUUUUGUUUAGGCUGCUCUUUGAUAGAACAUCUAAGACUCCCAGCAUUGCCUAUUUACACAGGAUGUUUUUAUGUGUGCAGGUUUUUAACUCGGGGCUGUAGCCAAAGUGGCCAGGCAGGGCAUGCAACCCUUGUGUUCAAAAUGGCCCUGAACUUUAUACUGCUCAAAGUGAACUGAAGGGGAGGAAAUUGAGUUCUCCAGUCUUGACCUGUGUUCUUGAAGACUUUUUGUAUGAUAUCUGUAAGCUUGCCUGUUGAGGGAAGGCGAGUGGGUUAGCUUGACAUUGCAUCACUGCUGUCAUUGAUUGUUGUAUUUAUUUAAGGGCAGCCAAGCAGUUAUCAAAUAAAGCAGUUUGUUCGUAUGCCGCUAGUUUUCUUUCCUUUUUUUUUAUGCAUUUAGUGCCUCUUUGCAUCCCUCUCUCCACAUCCUGCAUUUUAUCUGAACAUUAAGCAUUUUCCCCAUAUCUUCCUCUGUUGGUGUUUUAAAUAAAAGAAAUACAGUUGUAAUCGUGAACCUCCCUAAAAGCAAUUUACCUCUUAUGACCUGGAAGCUGUACACCGGCUCCCUUGGCCACUAAAGCGAGAUGAGCGCCGCAACCCCAGAGUUGGUCGUGACUGGACCUAAUGGUCAGGGGUCCCUUUACCUUUACCUUUAUGUUUUGGUAAAGUGAUGGCUAUGGCACAUUAACGAGGGACCACAUUUGAUGGAGGUAGAGCAAGAGACCAUGUUGGAGGCAUGUUAUUAGGUCUUCGAGAACUGCUUCACAUGCUACUUUUUACGACUUGUAGCUUCAUGUUGGAAAGAACACAAUAAUGUGUUGAAUGGUGGCUCUAGUGUUGUUUUUUCACUCUAAAAUGCAUAUGCUGGAAAGGUGAUAGACUAUCUGGCAGCUAACUUCAUAAUGUGGGAGGAUGAAAAAUAUUUGCAUCACCACUCACUUGUUUACUUUUCUUGAGGCCACUUCAUAUAUUACUUUUUCAUAAACAGAAAUUGGAUCUCUGUAUUGGAAAAUAUAUUUUCUAUAUUAAGAAAAAGUGUUUUGUAAAAUAUGAAGGACAGUGGCUGACCAGUCAGUUAUACCCUUGUAAAGGAAUUGGUCACAGUUAAUGUAUUGCAAAUAAAAGUGUUCCCCUAUAAUCUCAGGGGAACAAUCUAACCCUUGCUCCUUAUGCACAAUAGGAACAAAAUCUAUCUUGGAAAUGUUGUGCAUUGUUGGGGCAAGAUGUGAAUAAAUAAAAUAAAACUUAUACUUGUCCCUCCCAGACCUUCUUUCUGGGCACUUUGAUGUAUGUAUGGUAUGUAUGGUAGUGGUAGUGUUAAGGAUGACUUGCAUGGAUAAUUACAUUAAGAACUUGGGCAAGAAUUUAUACCUACGAUUCUUAUCAAGGACUAUUGCUGGGGUCCUUGAUAACAGGGAGCUAAGAAUCGCAACGGUGAACAAAAAUAAUAAAGGUAGUGCUAGCAAUUUUUGUUCUGGGGUAGUAAAAAUUGACUUUAUGUUGGUGUCUGAGAUGUGACCAUUUCAGGCGCAGUUCAUUCUGGCACCUCCUCUCAUGUUCUUUUCUGUUUCACUUUAUGACCUUAUAUUACACCACAUCUGGCAGUAGUGGUUAUUUCCAGUGUAACAGUAUUAAGAAUCGGGGUUGCUAUACUGUUGUAAACCCAGUCCCAAUCCUCAUCAGAGUUGCAGUGCCACAGUUCUGCAAUAUUACAGUUGCACAACAAUCCUUGUCCUCAGUUAUAUGCACCACAUUGCUGGCACAGUAGUUCAGAUGAGUAGACACUUGACUGCUGAGAUGUAAGUUUAAUGACUGAGGAGCAUCAGUUGUCUGUCAAGAUGAAAGUUUAGUUACUGAGUUACACCUGCAUUCUGAUCCCAUUAUUAACUACUUAUGCUAUUGGAAUAACAGAACAACAUGUUUAAAGAGGUCUGUUCCAAAAGGAGCUUUGGAUUUUAGGAUUGGGCUAUAACAUUAUCAGAUACCUCACUUUUGUUUUUGUAGAAAUAUCUAGUUAUCUACUUGUCAAAAGGCCUAAGGAUUAUUCUAUUUGUGGUCACAAGCAUCCCCUUUCUUCCAGUGAUCACACAGUUAUAAUUUUGCAACUUGUCUUAUUUUCUUCACCACAGAAAACUAUUUAAGUGCAGCAUAAAUCAAAUCAACUUUCCCAUCAAGUUACAGAGGGAAUAUCAUACUGGUUGUGCAGUUCACUCCCUUAGUCUUGUUAGCACCGCCACCCACAAGCUAAUAUAUACACCUAGCUCCCAUCAGUUAUGCUGGAAGAGCAGCAAAACCCUGUCAAUGGUUGUAGGACAAGUUUGCAUUGUGAAAGCAAUAAUUUCUAAAGUAGGCUCUCUCAAGACUAGUACAUUUUUAUCUAUUUGAGAAAAAUUGAGAGAGUUUUGUCUUCUUCCUUCACCUCAUAAUUGUUAUGAUGGUACAGAAUAUCAACAGAGGUAAAAAAAAAAAAAGGUCCUGAAAUUAAUACAUGCAUGGAAUGCAUAAACCAGUGUCAAACAAAGAGGGCCAUGAUACAUUAAAAGGGGGGGGGGGCACCUCAUGAAAAAGAGAGGAUUGCCAUUGGAUCUAGGACUGUAUUCUCUCUUUACUUCUCAAUAACUCACAGCUACAGUCCUGAAGUAGUUUUGGUCAUAAAGAAUCCAUUGUAUAUAUGGAUUGAUCAGUGCUUGGAAUAGAAAGGUUUUCCUUUAGAUGCUGCUUAACUGAAUAAGAGGCAACUGUUGCCUCUGUCUAGUAAACUUAGUGCUGUUUUGUUUUUUACUGUUAGGAAUGUAGGCAACUGCCUUUUAUGGAGGGAGACCACUGGUCCAUUUAGCUCAAGAGUUGUCCACAUUGAUUGGCAGUGGCUCUCCAGGGUUUAAGGCAGGGAACAUUGACAGCCCUAUCUGGACAUGCCUGGGAUUGAACCCGGAACCUUCAGUGCGCAAGGCGAAAGCUCUUCCACUGAGCUAUAGCCCUUCCCUAGUUGUGUGGAAUGUGUUUUGUAGAGCUCUGCCAAACCUCACCAUCUUCAAUCAUCUUACCUGGACACAGGGUUUCUUUCUCUUUGCCACUUUACCCAGCUGUUUAUACAACUUCUAUUAGCUGGUUUCUCAGCUCUUCAUCUCUCAGUAAGCUGAGUGCCCAAAGUAUUUUGUUUUCAUGAAUUGUUCAUAAUAUGGUUAACAUUAUUAUUAUUAUUAUUAUUAUUAUUAUUAUUAUACUGGCCUACUGAGGAUUAGAUUUGGCUAUCAUGUUGCACCUUAUAUAUAUCUUAUAACAGCAUAAGAGUAUCAGUUUCCAUCACAUCACUCAUGUUUUCCUUUUUAAUAGAAUGAAGUAUGAAUGAAGUAUAACCAGGAAGAGGAACGUAUGUGUUUAAAAGUGGAUCUAGAUGUGCAGAGGCUACAGUAGUGUAGUUAGGCAAUUUUAGAUUAUGUUCUUAUGGGGACUGUUUUGAUAGUAAUGGGUGCUCCUACUCAUUCUGCUGAAGAGUGCUGUGGAAUUUUGCCCCAGGGCCUGCCUAAUGGCAUCACUGGUGGUGGUAUAUGCUUAACAUUUUAACCUGGUGAAACUUGUUGCUCCUUUUCUUAACCAGGGUGAUUGAUGUACACAGCAGAGUACAAGUGCAAGUAAAAUACUAUGUUAUUCCCUUUCUGCAUUGAUCACAUUUGCACUGGGAAUACAUGUAAGGAAAGGGCAUCUGCAAAAUCAUUGCCAACAAUAAUGGGAGCCGCUGAUUACAAGGCAGAGCGAAUCCAUCAUGCAGUCGACAUCAUGUUAUCUUUGUGACAGGGGUAGACUGGAAAAGGUGAGGGAAGGACACUGUGCAUAAUGAUUUUCUUUAGCUUUGCCUCCUUUAUGGAGUACUCUGUUUUCACAAUGCCCCAAAACAAAAGGUGCAUACUGUUAAUGGACAGUUACAGGCAUGGGCUCUUAGUGCUGCUUUGAGGGUAGCUUUGCUAAGCCUGGCCUCUGUCAAACUGCACUUGAAAGCAACCGCUUAAAGGAAUAGCCAUUCAUGGCUCUUGGUGUUAGUCUGGCAAAGCUAAUGGAUAUUGUGCAUUGCACACUGCUUAGCCUCUUUAUUAACUUAGUGUCUCUACUUUUGCUGCUAGUUUCUGCACUUUAAAAGUCAUUAGGGCCACAUCAUCCAUCUGUCUCAAGGCUACUUUACUUCCCCUUACCCAUUUAAACAAUGUGUCUUUGUUACUGCUGUAUAAUGGGUUUUGGCUUUGUGAUGCUUCUGUUACUUGCUUCCUUUGCAUUACUCAUCAGCUAAAAGGUUCUUUCAGCUGUGGUUUAAAUCUCAUUAAAACCAUUUCCCUACAGAGCUUCAGUUAAAGAGAUUUGGGGACUGAUAUCAGUGAAGAAAUUCUUUAUGGCAGCUAUUGCUGUUUGGAUCUUUUUCUUGAAAAUAUUACAUAUGAUCUGUUUUGGCACUCAGCUCUUUUGGACACUUGAAAACAUGGUCAUGUGACUGUGUGUAUGAUGACUACAAAAGAUAAAGGAAUGUGAUUUUCUAUUUUAAAAAGAAAUGGCACAUAGGUAAGCAUACCUACUGUACUGAGAUGAUCCUCCAGAUUAAAGGGAGAGUCUUUUCUGCGGUUUAUUUUUGUUGUUCACACUAUUAAUCGUCUCCUUUUAACUACAUGUAUCAAAAUAACAGCAUUUUCUCCCUGCCUCAUUAUCUAAGGGGGUUAAUCUUUCAAGUUUUUCUUCAAAAUAUGUGUCUGUGGACUAUGCUCAUAUUGACUAUUUGCAAAUAACAAGCAGUGUCUUAUAUAGGGUUGUGUCUAAUGCUGCCUGUACGUGAGCAGAAUGGAUUUCCACCCUCACAACAGAGACUUCACUUUCCUCUCUUCUCCCCUAAGCACCCUCAAAAUAUGCUAUGGAGAGUUGGGGGACUCUGGAGCAGAUUUAGGGGAUGCGGGAAGAAGGAAGCCUUGACUUUAUAGAAGAAUGUAGGAAGUGCCUGCUGGAUCAAGCCAAUGGCCCAUCUCGUCCAGCAUCCUGUUCUCACAGUGGCCAACCAGAUUACUGUGGGAAACACACAACCAGGGUUUGAGUAAAAGAACACUCUCCUCUCCUGUGGUUUCAAGCAACUGGUAUUCAGAAACUUUGCCACCUACAACUAUUACUAGCUCUUUCCUCCAUGAAUUUAAACACUAUCUCGGUUGCAUUCCAUAGUUUAUCUAUGUGCUGUGGAGUACUGUCUUUGUGCUUGAAUCUUCCAGCCUUUCGCUUCAUUGGAUGCCAUGAGUUCUAGCAUUAUGAGAGAGUGAGAAAACUUUUCUCUUGUCACUUUUCCCAUGCCAUGCAUAAUUUUAUAAAAUUCUAUCAUGUCACCUCUUGCCUUUUCUCUAGGCUAAAAAGACCCAAAUGCUGCAACCUUUCUUCACAGGAAGGAGUUGCUCCAUUCCCUUGAUUGUUUUGGUUGCCUUUUCCAAAUAUAUAAUAUCCUUUUUGAGGCGAGGCGACCAGAAAUGUGUACAGUGGUACCUUGGGUUAAGAGCUUAAUUCGUUCUGGAGGUCAGUACUUAACCUGAAACUGUUCUUAACCUGAAGCACCACUUUAGCUAAUGGGGCCUCCCGCUGUUGCCGCGCCGCCGGAACAUGAUUUCUGUUCUCAUCCUGAAGCAAAGUUCUUAACCUGAGGUACUAUUUCUGGGUUAGCGGAGUCUGUAACCUGAAGCGUAUGUAACCUGAGGUACCACUGUACAGUAUUCCAAAUACAGCCUUGCCAUAGAUUUGUAUAACAGCAUGAUGAUAUUGGCAGUUUUAUUUUAAAACCCUUUCCUAAUGAUCCCUAGCAUGUAAUUUCCUCUUUCACAGUCAUCACACACUGGGUUGACAUCUUCAUUGAGCUAUCAUCUACUAUGACCCCAAGGUCUCGUCCCUAGUCUGUCACUGCCAGUUCAGACCCCAUGAGCACAUAUGUGAAAUUAAUAUAUUUUGCCCCAACAUGCCUCACUUUACACUUGUUUACAUUGAACUGCAUUUGCCAUUUAACCAUUCACUUGGUUUGAAGAUGUCCUUUUGGAGCUAUUCACUAUUUUUGUAUUAAUGACUGAAGAAUUUAAUAUCAGCAAACUUGGCCACCUCACUUCUCACUCCUAACUCUCGUGGUGAAGCCCAUCUUGAUGGACAGGGUAUAAAUAUGAUGAGAUGAAGAAGAAGUUAAAAUGCACAGUUUCAAAUACUGAACCUUUGGGGAGUCCACUUCUACUCUCCAUUCAGAGAACUGUCCAUUCAUCCCUACUCUUUGUUUUGUGCAACUUAACCAACUCCUGAGCCAUAUAACAAUAUAAAGAGCUCCUUGUCUUUACAUCUUAUGUCUCAAUGUUUUUAGCAAUGUGUUCCUCAAAUUAUUUUUUUAGCAUUCUUUUCUUGUCUGCUUAAGGGCAGAUGGGACUCAUCAACCUGGGAAGAUAGCCCAUCUAAGAGAAGGAAAACUUACCCUAAACCUUCACUGCCUUGCAGGAUAUUUUCGGGAGAAGAAAAAGCUAAGGAGUAAACCCUACACAAAUCCGGAGUAGAGCCCCUAAGACGGUUGGAUGGCACCUUGUACACCUCCUUCCAGCAACUCCUGCAGCUAAGCUGCUGCCAAACAUAUUGCUCUGCUUUCCUUUGGACCACAUCAGCAAGGCUGAGAAAGGGGGCCUUGUUGUCUGGGCAGCCCAGGACCUCCAUACACACUGCCCAGGCUUAUGUUGCUAAUGUAGUGCUACUAAUGUAGUGGUUUGCCUUCACCCCUGGAAGCUCUCUCUUUCUUUCCACACUGAAUCUGUGAAGGAAGCAGAGUUGUGGGUUUUUUCAGCUGAAACCUGCUCAUUAGGAAGUUGACGGAAGCCAUUUAUUUAAUAGGCUACCAGGUAGCCUUGACUUCUUCCUGCUGAUUGUAGUGACGGGUUUGACUGAUGAUCUGGAGGUGGGGAAAUGCUCUGGUGGCCAAGUAGCAAUUAAACCCUUGAACCAUUAUGUUCCAGUGUGGCAGCUGCAUUCCACAAAGGAGUGACUCCUUGUCACACAUUCUGAAAUUUUUUCAGCAAAUUAUUUAUCUGAAUUAGCACCAAGUUCAAACAGAAUGUGAUCCACUUACCCAAUGCAGGCUUAUUACCAGCUGGUGAUAACUUAAACGGAUGUCUGUGGCUGUAUCUGCUUUUUGCUUAGGCUACCUGUUAUACAGGAUAACAUGAGAUUACCCUCCUCCCCCCAGUAUCCAGUAAAAGAAGGGUUGACACAAUUACACACAAAAUUUAAUGUGAAGUUGUUCAGUAAGGAUGGUGAAAUGUUAACAAAUGAUGAAGAGAAGGCAAAAAUUCCUACUUUGCCUCUGUUUUAUUUCCCAAAAGGGGUGCAACCUUACAUAAGUAGCAUAACUGGUAUGGGGGUAGGACUUCAUUUUAAGAUUGAUAAGGAGCUGGCCAGGAAGUGCCUAGCUUCUUUAAAUGAGUGCAUAUCUUUAAAGCCAAAUGAAUUACAUUUUAAGGAACUUGCUGGUGUACUAUCAGGGUCUCUUUUUAUAAUCUUUUAAGAAAACCUGGAGAACAGGUAUCAUGGGCAAGUGUCCCAACUUUCAAAGAUCUGAGAAAUUAACAGACAUUUCAGCCUGACUUCGAUAUCUAAAAAGGUAAUAGAACAGAUUAUAGAGGAGUCAAUUUGUAAGAAAUAUAUAAGCAACUUUAGUGAUUAGUAGGAGCCAGCAUAACUUUUCCUUCCUUCCUUCCUUCCUUCCUUCCUUCCUUCCUUCCUUCCUUCCUUCCUUUCCUUCCUUCCUUCCUUCCUUCCUUCCUUCCUUCCCUCCUCCUCUUCUUCUUGCCAGCAUGACUUUCUCUAGAAUAAAGUCAGCCAGACUAAUCUCUUUUUAUCAUGUAGAUUGUAGGAAUGCCGUGAUUGUAAUUUAACUUGAUUUCAACAUGGCAUUUGACAAAGCCCCCUUUGGUUUGCAAACUGACUGCAUGUGGGCCACAUGAUAGUACCAUCAGGUAGAUUCACAGCUGGCUGGAAAACCAUACUCAAGAGUGCUCAUUAAUGGUUCCUCAUCAAACAGGAGGGAGGUUGGGUCUAGUAAUCUUUAAUCCUUUUACCAAUAGGUUAGAAGGCAUGUAGGAAUCCUCAUCAGAUUUACAGAUGACACAAAACUGGGAUGGAUAGCUAACGUCUCAGAAGAAAGUAAUACAAUGAUCUUGAUAGAAGGGAAGGCUGGGCUGCAACUAACAAGUUCUACAUCUAGGCAAAUUCACCCGCAUAGGUUGGGGUAUACGUGACUGCAGUAGUAUAUGAUCUCAGGAUUGUAGCAGAUGACAAAGUGACCAUGAGCCAGCAGUGUGAUGCAGCUACAAAAACAAUUAAUGUGAUUUUAGGCUGCUUUAGUAGAACCUUAGUUUUUACACUAAGAAGGAUAUAGACAAAUUGGAAUGGGUUCAGAGAUGAGCAACAAAGGUGAUCAAUAGUAUGAAAAACAAUCCUGUGAGAUGGUUGAAGGAACUAGGUAUAUUCCACGUGGAGAAGAGAAGACUGAGGGGGAAGACGGGAUAGCGCUCUCCAAAUAUCUGAGAGGCAGUUGGUUAGAAUAAAGUAAAUACUUUUUCUCUGAUGCCUAAAAGGGGAGGACUUAAUUGGCUGAAAUUAUGGAAAGAUAGAUUUUGGUUUAACAAUGGGAUAAAUGUCUCCAUGGCAAGAGCAGAUCAACCAAUUACCUAGUUGGGUGGUAAGAUCUCUUGCUGGAAGCAUUCAGGCAGAAGUUGAACAGCCAUCUGUUGGGGAAGAGGAGGCCAGAAUAGAUAGCCCCUCAAUUCUGUGAUUCUAAGAAUUGGUGUUGGCCAGCAGUUUUGUGCUUUCUUGGUAUGUUAAGCAACUACAUAGCUUGAAAACACACUUUAAUUUAAACCCAUGGGAAAUUAGGAUAAUGUAAUGGUGGUAGUAUCUGCCCUGCAUUUCUGCUUUUAUUUCUUACCUCAUAUACCAAAAAUAUGAAGAAGGUUUGCUUUGUUUUAAGAUUUUAAUUCAGCAUCAUUUCAAAGGUGUGUGUCUGCUAUUUGGUUCCCUGUACUUUUGGAGUGGCAGACUGGGUGACAGAGGUGUUGCCUACUCUUCUGCAGUAAAAUUAGAGUUGCUGUAUGCAUAGAACUUGAGAUUUCCUGUGGUCCAUCAUCACUGCAGGGAAUACCUGUUGAAUGAUUUUUUCAAAAAGUGUCUUACUGUUUCCAUAUUGUAUUAACACCCCCCUUUUCUUUUUUUGCUAAGAAUAAAAGUAUUUGCUUCUUUUUCUUUCAUCUUUAGGUUAGCUAAGCCUUGAGUAAUCAGCCUUUUGGGGUUUUAAGAGAGAUUAUGCUGAAGUCACUUGUUCCUUUUAAAAAGUAAAGUUUUAAAACUUCUGGUUUUCUAAUAAUAAUAAUAUAAAAUUUUAUCAAAUCUCUCUUUUCCCUGUGAAAUUUUUGCUUUGAUUCCCUCUUAACUGUUACAAAACUAUUAAGGAGGUCAGGGGAACUGAAAGAACAGAACAAAAGCAGUAAUGAAAAAAUUAUUGAAACCACUUCAAGGUGGCAUUUCUUAUAUGUAGUUAAUUUUAUCCUGCCACACAUAUUUCAUUGACAUGCUGUUUUUCUAAUAGAAUAUAAAUGUUAGUUAUGAGAUCUCAGCAAAUGCUGUUGACUAGUAGUGCUCAUCUAACCAAAAUAAGGUGUGGGAGAUUGUAUCCUGGCUUGAAAAAUAAGCAAGUGUAAGACGUAAUACCUAAGGAGAAAGGCACAUUUUCCCCUUGUAGCAACAGGCAUCUCUUGUUGCGAUUCUGUUUUUAAUUAAAGAUCACAGGACAUUUCCUUAUAAUAAGCAUUUCAAGGUCCUCUGUUGCAAAAUAGGUGUUCUGUUCUUCAUCUUGACUAUCCAGGAACAAUUGCGGCACCCUUUCUUUUCUAGUUACUGUAGAGCCUUGUCCGGAGAGUUUAAAGCGAAAUGGUUCUCCUGGGGCUAGCAGUUAACCAGAUACCUUUUGGUAUUUGUUACACUUUGGCUCAGCAUUUGCCAGUAUCACAAACAUUGCAACUUGUCCAACUACAGCUUUCUAAGGAACUUGUAGACUUGGAAGGUUCAGAGGUGAUGUUUUCUCAACCAAACCUCUACGUGUGCUUUGAAGUGCCAACUUAAUAAGUGAGUAUGUUCUGUGUCUCUUGCAAGCACAGGCAGCUGCACAAAAAAACACAAACCUGACAAGCUUAAGUCCCCUGCACACAUUAAAGACAAUCUCUAUCCACCUUCAAGAGGCAUGCCUUAAGGUCCUUCUCCGCUGCCAUUGGUUCCCAGUGCAACUGUCUAAUAUAAGUAAGACUUUGUCCCCAUUAUGUUGGAAAGGCUGUUGGAAUUAUGGUUCUUUUUGCAUGCAUGGUGGGCCUGCAACACAGUGUAAAACUCUGGGAAAAGAUUUGUUUGCAUAAUAAGCUUGGAAUUAAAGCCCCACCAAUCCAUAGCCCUAUUAGUGCUGGAAAUUGACACAAACCCAGUGAUCAAGCACGAGGACCUACUGUUCUUAUUGUUGACAGCAGCAUGACUGGCUGAAUCAGAACCACCAGUGGAGACCUGGAUUAAUUACCGUAUUUUUCACUCUAUAAGAUACACUUUUCCCCUCCUAAAAAGUAAGGAGAAAUGUGUGUGCGUCUUAUGGAGUGAAUGCAGGCUGCACAGCUUUCGCUGAAGCCAGGAGACCAAGAGGGAUUGGUGCGCUCCCGCUGUGCUCAGGAGGCUUCGCGUUGCUUUCACAGAGAGAGAGAGCUGUGCAGCGCCCCUUCUGCAAAGCAGGAGGAGAAAUGGAAGGGGCUCCGCUUCUCCUGCCACUUUGCUGAAGGGGAACUGCGCAGAGAGGGAGAGAACUUUUUUUUUCUUGUUCUCCUCUUCUAGAACUAGGUGCGUCUUAUGGUUGGGUGCGUCUUAUAGAGCGAAAAAUAUGGUAUGUCUGAAGCAUGAAUUUCAGGCUAAUCUUGGAGCCUCUUGCUCCUUAAUUGGCUGUGAAUCAAUUUUGAUAUGGCAAAAGUGGUCAUCUGUACCCAUCUAUUCUUUGGUUGCUACAUCUUCCAAGUUAACUGGACAACAUGGUAUCUGAAAAGCUAGGCUUUCCAAAAUAUGACAUUGACCAAGGGUUGAUCUACAAACAUCCACCAAAAUUAGGUUGGAAAGUCUUUUUGGAACUGUGCAAUUUUGCAGUUUUAAAUGGGGUGCAUGUGUUUGUGUCACAUUUUUAACAUUCCUCCAUGUAAAAUAAACAUUAGCUUUCUCCUUAAUGUGCUAGUUUGUGCUGAGUGGGUGGUUUGAUUGUUGUUGUUUCACAUGGGUAAGCUUAAAAAUUGCUGUCUCUCGACUGCAGCAGUUUAGUCCUAGAAUUACUUAUUUUGCCAGGUGUGUAGCUUAACUGUUUGGUAUGAAGACUUGCGGUAAACGUUUUCACCAUGGUGUUGGCUUACCAAAACCUGCAUGUGAAUGUUGACUUACAACAUGUGCCAGAUUGUCUUAGAGUCAUGUUUCACUAAUCCCGGCUUAAAAUCAACCCUUUUAUAACUCAUUUUCCCACAUCUCAGAUGGAACUAUCCCUUUCAGAAACAGGGGUGGGGAGCAACUAAUGUUGUUUGCUCAGCCUGUUUGGCAGUUGUACUUUGGUAUUUGGUAUUAUUUGUAUAGCUUUUUGAACCAACAUCAACUACAUACAGAAUUACAAAAGAUGUAGCCAAACAGUUGCCCUGAAUAAUGAUAAUAAUAAACCUCAUGGCGUUUACAAAGGAGGCAAAGAAAAAGCUGAGUAUAUGUAUUAUCUCCUUUUGGAAUAAUGGUAUGACUUUCAUGGUGAAAUGUUUAAUGUCCAGUAGAAGAGACCAUUGAUUUCUGUGCCCAUGAGGAAGAAAUAUUAUAAAUGACCCUGCAUAAAUAAUAAGCUAACAGCCUGUGAUUUUAGCCCUAUUAAAGCAUUCACCUGAAAAUGUGUUGAGGGAGGAGCAGAGCAGCAAGCACUAGCCCUGCCGCCAACAUCCCUAUCCCUUCGGGCUAAAGAAUCAGACCUUCCUGCUCAUUGGGUGGAAGAACUGAAACGGGAUUCUUUGUGUGCUCAGCUGAAUGCGUUUAGAAUCCUCCGUGCUCUUCGGAACUCCAACCAUGCAAUGUUCCUGAUUGCAGGAAGGCUUCUAAUAAAUAGCAUUACACCAAAUGUGCUUAGAAUACCCUUUCAGACCUUCCUGCUCAGCGUGGGAAGGUCCAGUGGAGCUGGCAGGGCAGGUACAUGCAGGGAUGUUGGGGGUGGAGGCCAUUCAUGCUCACUGCAUGCUUUAUUCCAUCCCCACCCCCAAUCUCCAAAUAGGGCUUUUGCUUUGUGAAAAGUGCUAGUAUGUGAUAAGCGUGCCUAAGGAAAGAACAGUGCAAAACCAUAGUCUGAUUCAAAAUAAGACAGCUUCCUGUUGGUCUGUCUGGAUUAGUAUUGUCCAAGCUGACUGGCCACAGCUCUCUAGAGUUUUAGGCAGACAACAUCUCUAAGCCCUACUUAGAGAUACUGGGUAUUGAACCAGGGACUUUCUGCAUGCAAAGCAGAUGCUCUGUCACUGAGCUAUGGCUCUUCUCCAUGAGCAUUAAUAUGUGUGGCCAAGGUGAUGCACAGUGAGCACAUAUGUAUAUGUGAAAGGGAAAACAACAACUCUGAAGGUCAGCUUUGAAGGGAAGCAGCUUUUGGUAUUUUCUAAGUUGUAGGUCAUUGUCUACAAGUUUUGAAAUUUGGGUGGCUGUUAAUUAAUGCACAGAUGAAUGUGUUCUCCCAGAAUACUGAGCUUUGUAGCCACCGUGCAUUGAGCACCAAGUGGAACAAGUUUAAAGAGGCUGAGCGGAAAAAUGAAUUUGUAACCACAGUCCUUUGGACAAGCUGCAAAAAUGUACAAUGAGCAUGAUGUAUUGAACCCUUUAGAUGAAUUAAUUCCACUUUGUUCUCAAUGCAUACCAACUGCAAAAGUCAGACAAAUGGCCUUUUCUCCAAAUUCCCAUGGAAACAUGCUUGGCAUGACAUUGCACUGUUUACCCUCACCCCCAAAAGGAGCUGUGGGGCGCCAUGCCCAAUUCCUUUUACUUUGGGCCUUUGACUAUGCUGCAAUGGUACAUUAUAUAUCUAUCCAUUGUGCCAAGCCCAGAAUUCUUUAGGUAAUGUUGAAUACUUGACAUUAUUAAUUCUUAUUUACAGAGGAGCUGGUUCUAUAGCAUAAGCAUGAAUACAAUACCAGAUUGAUGUUCCUGACCGACAUACAAUUCCUGUGUAAAAGGAACUCGGCAGAAUGGAGAAUUCUUGCUCCAAUAUUCUGUGUGACAUUAUCAGUGCAGCAAAUUGAUAGAAAAGAGGAGGAGAAACAGUGAUAAGCAAUAUUCACUUCUUCCUACAGUAUUCUUAUAGAUUUCUUCUUGACACUCAGACAGCAAUUGAGAAAGAAGAAUAACUCAUCAUCUGUUGUAUCCUGCCAUUCCAAAUAUCUUAUUUUGGGCUUCGUCCAAAGGAUCAGUGCAAUCACUGCAAGGAUUUCUUCUUGGACAGUGAGGUAUGCACAGUGGAGCAUACAGGAAGGGGUUAACUCCUUUUCAGAAGGCAGGGUCAUAUGAUAAGAAAAGGAUUCCCACCCCCCCUCAGUUUCUAGGUGGAAGAGGAGAGAACCUCCCUGCAGUUGAGAUCCUGCUCCUGUGCUCUUCAUUAUUGGGUACAAGGACUCUUCUCUUUUGAGAAGCAUAGUUAUUUUUUCCUAUUUUCUCCCUCAGGGAAGCCACAGACCCCCCCCUCCAUCAGCUCUUAGUUAGAAUUAGGUGGGGGAAACUCACUUUCCCUCACAUACUGAGAGGCAGGGAAGGUAGGCCCUGCAAUAGAUUGUGCACAACAGCUGAGGUAGCUGGGACUCUCUUGGGUCUCCCAGGUGUUGUGCCUCUGUUUUCAGCUUCCUGUUCCUCCUCCUGCUUGAAAAGCAGCCUGAAUGUUCCAUAGGUUUCAACUGGGGAUCAUUGGAUUCCUGCCUGGACCCUCCCCCAAUACACAAAGCAUUGGGACACAGACCAGCAAACCAAGGCUUAUCCAUCCACAAUCUCUUUCACAGAAUAUAAUCCGUAGAUCUGACAGAGACCUACCUCUACAUCCCCAUUUGCUCACCCUUCAAGUUGAACCUGCCCUGGGGUAGCUUUUUAUUCUGCACAUAGGGUGUAUUGAAUUUGUGUGGUUUACUUCAGUAAUACAGUCAGGACUUUCCACUACUUUCUGUAGCCUUUUCUCAUUUUCCCCCUUAUGUUCUAUUCUGUUGCUUAGGAUUUAUCAAUUUCCUAAUUGCAAAUAGGCAUUUUUUUUUCCAGUUAACUAGAUACUGUAUAGAUAUUCCUCUGGACAAGUUCUUACUGCUAUUGAAGAGGCCAAGUCUGGUGACUGGAGGGAGUUUCCUGUCUCUUCCUGCCAGACAGGGGGAAAUACUCCUCUUCUUCUUUUUGUUUGGUCAUCUGACUCUAUGUCUGCUGAAGAGGCGUUCAUUCUUUCCUGUAUGCUGCUCUCUCCACUGACCAGAAGAACAUUUCCACCCCCCCCACUCUCCUACCCCAGCAUGCCCCCUAAAUCUGUUCUAGGGGGUUUCUCCAACUCUUCAGAGCAGAUAUGCAGAGGGUACAGGGCAUAUGUGUGUGUGGGGGGGAGUCCAGUUAUACAAGUGGAGAUCUUUGUGCUGAUGGGACAUACUACCCUUUUACCUUACUACUUGGGUACCACCCUCUGGAAUAAAACAUUUCCUGUGUUUUCUAAUCACUUGUUCCUUAUUUUGCUGUAAUCUCUAUUACUGUAGUUAACAUAUAGUUCAAGGGAAUGUUGCUCUCAGGUAGAGGUCGUCUCAGGCUCCCAUUUGCUAAGUCAAGACAAGCCUGUCCCCUUCGUGGCAUCUUAUUUGAUCACCUGAUAGCCUAUUAACAUAUCAUAUUUGCGGGUGUGGUUUUUUUCUAGUUUGAAUUUAUUCUUCUUUUCACAUGCUCUCUUCUUUACUAUCCAGAAUUCCCAGGCAGAUUCUGUGUUUUCCUGUAGAUUAUUUCUCUUACAGAGUAGAUCUCUACACUUUAAUGCAGUCAUACAUCUCCCAUCGACGCCAGUCUGCAUGAAUCGAGAUGCUGGAAAGCAUCUAAUUUUCAGCAGACUAUUGGAAUGGGAUGCAUUAUGGGUAUAAACUUCCAAAAUGUCCUCCCUAUGCAACACAGCCUGACAAUGAAGUCAUAGCCUGUAGCUAUUCUUACUUGUUCAGAUGUGCUCCCCACCCCACUCUGCUAAAGGCAAGGUCCUGCAGUCUCACCUCUUCUCUCCCUUCACAGGAAGAAACUGAUUAAAGAAUCCCCACAAGCAGCAUUGCAAUGUAAUAGAAACUGCACUGGUCAGAGAUUAGAUUCCUGCAGCACUUUUUUUUUCUUGAAGGGGGGAAAAUGUGAAUUUGCAAUCAAAAGACCCACAACAAAAAGGAAAAUGUAAGCUCCAUGGGACAGGGCCUGUCUCUCUUUCUUAUGCUACUUGGUAAAGUGUCAUGUGUAUUGAAGGCACUAGAGUAAAAUACAUUUAAUUUCAUCACUAUGAAUUAUAUAAAUUUAUUGCAUGUAAGACAAAUUCUUGGGUAUUUCAGAGUGCAUUUAAAUUGCAAAGCCACAGUCUUGUCGUAUCUGAGUGAAUUUUAUGGAAGGACAUUAAACUGUGUAAGUUCCUUCGUAUUCCCUAUUUCUUUCAUACAAUGCAGCCGUUUCAUAACCUUGCAGUUAAGAUACUUUGUGUGUGUGGUAUAGCAUGUUCUGUGUUGGAGAUUAGAUCUUUGUUUCCUCUGAUGCCUCCCCAAGGAGGCAAAUUGCUUACAUUUCUUGGUAACUUUGCUCUAUGGUCUUUGACUGCAAUAAAGAUUGGUUGAUACAUUUAUAUACCAUUUUUAUCUUUCAAGGAUCUCAAGGUGCGGUGUACAUGAUUCUCCUCCCCAUUUUAUCCUCACAACAACUCUGUGGCUAGGUUAGGCUAAGAGAUGGUGAGUGGCCCAAGGUCACCCACAUCCUGUGUCUUGGCCACACAUUAUGAUAACACUCUCUCCGCCAGUUUUAUCUAUGGUGUUUAUUAUUUAUUUAUUUAUUAGAUUUUUUUUGUUCUGCCCUGCUUUUAAGUAUCUCAGGGAGGUAUUCAUACAGUUUCACCCAUCAGUUUUAUUUGCACAGCAAUCCUGUGAGGAUAGGCCAAGAGAUCGUGAGUGUCUCAAGAUCAGCCAGUGGCUGAGCUUAAUAGUGAAGAAGAAAUUUGAACCCGAGUUUCCCUGUUCUCAGUCUGACACUGUAACUACUACACUGGUUCUCCCCCUUCCCUCUUAUUUGACAGCAGUAAGCCUAUUUCCCGAUCUUCUGCCUUACAUAAGCCUGCUUUUAAAAUAAUGCGUAACUGUGUAAUCUACUGCAAUCUUAUGUGCUAUUAAAACAGUUGUUGUAACAGAAAUUAAUUAAAGAUAUUAAUGUCUUUAAAACCAGGGUUGGUAUCUGCAGAUUGAUAAAGCCUGCCUUGUUAUGUGCCGUUCUGUUAUGUACCUACUUCUUAGACCACCCACUUUUUGUUUUUUGUCUGGCAUCAUCUGAAUGCAGGUCACUUGACUAAAAAAAGAAAAGAAAAUAGUGAUAGCAAAGCCAAUUUUAGCAAAAAGAUUGAGGUUUGUUGAAUGAGGAAAAUGAAGCCAGUUUAGUAGGUGAAUAACUUCUGUAUAAGAUAUUUUUUGUGCCACUUAAAUAAGACCUCUGAGGGAUGUGCUUCCUAUAAUUAAAUACUAAAUUGUGUCAUCACCAGGUUCCCCUCCACAAAGCCCUGCAGUUAAAAUGAAACCCAGGGCAUUUGCUGACAGUUUUGUUAAUAGGGAUAUCUAGGUUCUAUACCUUUCAAUAUAGUGAAAGAUUUAAGUGCCUGUUGAAUUACUAACACACCUUGAAGGUUAUAUUGAUUUCAAGUUGACUUGGGGGCUGUUGUAGAGAAAUCUAUGGGUGGACUGCUUACAUGGUGUCCAUAGGAAUUUUAGUGCUUAUUUCAGGAGUGUCUAAAGAAACAUUCACUGCUUGUGUGGGAGGGGGGAGGAAAAGCUGUGCUAACAGUUUUACAAGUAAUAUUGCAGCUUUCUUUAGUGAAAGGUGAAAGGAACCCCUACUGGAGGAUUUAAGGAUAAUUGGCACCUGUUAUCACUCUCACUCUCUCCUUUCUUUAUAGGCUAGCGUAAAUCCCGCUAUGUAAGACAACUCUCCCACGGCUACAAUUACAGCGUUGUAAUGUAUACUUGUUAAAUGGCUUGCACAUAUUAAUGUGAGAUAUCUUAGAUGCACAAUAUACAUGAAAAACAAAUGUGUGUGGUGUUUUUUUGUAAUGGAAAGUACCCUUGAAAGGUUGUGGUGAUAGGUGGAAAAGUGGUGGUAAAAGUCCUAUUGUGUUUGUGGAUAAUCCUAGAUAAAUGGCAAAGUUGCAGCCAAAACCUCCCCACUUCCAAAACAGCAGCAGCAGCAGCAACAACAACAACAAAAACCACCCCUGUGUUUUCCUUGUGAAGAAGUUCCAAAAGCAUGUUUAUAAGAAUCCCAGAAUUCUGGAAUCCUGUGGGAGGAGGGGGGACAUAAAUGUACAUUUAGGAUUAAAAGGAUUAGUAGGAGAAAGCAAACAAACAUCCUUACCAGUCUUCCACUCAAAACCUUUUACUGUAUCUGCUUUUCAUUUUUUUUAAAAAAACCUUUUGGGGUUUCAUCACCAGCAUCUGUGUGUAACAUAUAACUUGGUCCUUAAAUAUAUAACUUUUCUCCUUGCAUGAGAGGCUCAACCAAGUAUAUUCUCCCUUUGCCCACACUCUUUGGCAGUGUUCCUCUCCAAGCUCCACUUACGUGAGCAGAGGUUGUAUGGCAGCAUAUCUGGUGGGCUGCUUUCCUUGUCAGUUGCUACAUAUUUGAUAGGUUUGCAGGAUUAAGCAAAUAAAAUGAGAUUUGUUUUGCAGUUAAUUAAUAGAUCAUGUUACACGUUCCAUGUAACAGGAAAGUGCAGUGGAAUAAGCAUCUGAUAAAAUCCCUAGAUGGGAAAAGGGAGGCGUUCUCUUACUCUAGCCCCCGACUUUCCCGCUUAAGGGGCUUUAAUUGGGAUUUGAAUUAAAAUGAGCCAAACAUUGCAAACAUGACUGUAGAACACCGGUGAGAGGGUCAGAUGGUAUGGCAAAAUGUAUUUCUGACCCCAAACCAUUGUCUGGAAAAAUAAUUCAGAGGUUGGCCAUCCCAGAUUUAUAAUGUAUUCUUUGCCUUUAAGUCUCACCAUUUUUUUCUUCUCCCUCUGGUAUAUGAUGAUGCUUGUAAAUAUUAGGGAGCAUUUGUUAGGCCCAUUUUAACCAUGGGUAUACAUUGAAGACCGUAACUGGCCACUGUUUUAUCUGCCUUUUCUAAAUUCAGCUGUAGAGUCCUUUUCUUAUUUAUUGAUAAUAAAUAAAUACAGCGCUUUUCUCUGUCAUGUGAUAGGGAAGCUUUUGAGCAGAAGGCAUUACAGCUAGCCCUAGAAAGUGUGUAAUCUUCAUUUGAUACAACGGUAUAGAGAUAAUUCCAAUCGGGAUUGAAGCUACAAGGACAAAUAAUGCUUGCGCAAUCCGCUUAUGGUAUUCCCAGACAUGGAUGAAAACUACUAAUGGAAUAAAGAAGGAUCCAGAUAAUUAUCUCAGCUGCAUUAACUAUCCAUCCUUUCAGUAAGUUACUCUUGCUUUUGACACAGUUUCCACAGUCUGGAGUGCUAAACCUGCCUAGAUACUUUCAAAAUGUUGUCUCUUUUUUGAAUCAUGGAAUGGUAUUUCAGGAAUUGUAUUUUUCUUUUGCAUGUUCAGAAACCUCCAGGACUAUCUGGCCCCUCUGCUGCUGUCACCUACAAGCCACUCUGUCUGCUGCUGCAGUGUUAACCAUUUAUUCGCAGGGGGGUUUUCUACUUCUCUGUGCUUAUGGUGCUUGCCCCUUUUCUCUCUUAUAGAAUCAUAGACCAUAGACUUGGAAGGGAUGCUGAGGCACAUAUAGUUCAACCCCCUGCAAUGCAGGAAUGUGCAACUGUCCCUUACUGGGAUUUAACCUGCAAUCUUGUCAUUAUCAGCAGCAUGCUCUAACCAACUGAGCUAUCUUACUAGUUAUGUCUCAGUUUGUAAGGAAGGGUAGAAGAGUAGGAAGUAGGAACUGCAUGGUAUUUUCUAAAGAGUGGCAGAUUCAAGUUUACAAAAUAUAUGGGUUCAAACCUCCCACUCAACAAUUAGCUCAGUCCAGUUAACAUGAACUUGGUCUGCUCCAAUCUUUUAGCCUAACCUACCUCACAAGCUAGGCUGUACACCAUACAUGCCAUGCAAGGAGUACACAAUCCAUGCCACCCUGUGUUCCUUUAGGGAAAGUUUAGUAUAAAAAUCAAUAAUAAUAAUAAUAAUAAUAAUAAUAUCUUUAAAACUGUGUACUAAGGGAAUUGUCAUGCAUCUAAUCAUAGACUUGCUAGCUAAGAUUAUAGUUUCCUGCUUUUCACCUAAGGUUCAAGUGCUCUGGUAUUGGGAUACACAAAGAGAGAAGCUGAUAAUGGCCUAGUUUGCAUGGCAUAGUAAACCAAACUAUGACUUAGUGGGAUUUUAUGAAUGUAUGGGCUCUCAGAGAGGAGCUGCUGGCCACUUUGCUCCUCCCUUCUCCUUUCUUCUGCCAUCCUGUGCUGAGACAUGAAGGUUUGUUUUUGGCUACAGCUCAUAGUUACUGAAGAGAGAGCUUAGCCGCAAGUCCUGGUGUGCGUAGCACACUAAGCCAAACCUUGGCUCAGCGCAUUGCAGUGUGGGAGCAAAAGGACCAGGGCUGCACACUUCUCUCUGGGAGUAUGUGCAGUCCAGGAGUAAGUUGUAGUUUGACUUACCGUGUGAUGUGAGCCAGGCCAUUGUGACCCACAGAUCAUUUGACUAUGCAGACAAAAGCUGAUUUACACCCUUUAGCAAUUUAAGGUUGCAGUCCUUUGAAAAGGUACAUGAGAAUAAGUCCCUUUGGAGAAUACGUGCAUAGAAUAGGCUGCAUGGUGACUGGAAUUCACAACUGCUGAGGGUCUGUCUAAUAAUAUGUCAUUUCUGGCUUCUCUAGAGACUCAGCAUCCCACAAUCAAUCCGUGCACAUUUACUCAUAAAAACCCUUUUUGUAGGUAACUUUGGGCAUCUCUAAUUAAAAUGUGAUCUGGGAGAGAUCUAAAUACAAAUGCUGCAUUAGACCUGCACACAGCAGAACUGUCAUAAACCUUUAUGAAUGUGACUUAAUCCACAACUGUCCUUUAGGUUUGGAGACCUAGCAUUCAGAAAAGAACAAAUGAUUGUGAAUGCAUCAAAGGGAGUCGUUUUAAUUGGCAAAAUCUGUAUCUUGUCCCACUUUGCAAUGGGAAGCAAAGUUACAGCUGAGUUAUGCUGGGCAUGUAUAGCCAGAAGUGACUCAUGGUUGUAAGGGAAACAGAAGUCUGGCCUCCUUCCAUGUGGCUCUGCUUCCCUAUUCAUGCUGGUGGGUUUGGGGGAGGUGGGUUUUUCUAUGUGGAGGCAGAAUUUCUACCCAGAACCACACAUUACUGGCAGUGAGAUCAUUACAGAAUAUAAAACAGAGGCAAGGAAUCAUUUCAACCCACCAGUAUGAUAUAAUGGAAAUAACGUUGGAGUUCAGAUCCUGUGUUCACCCAUGAAGCUGACACCUUUCUCUCCCUCCCCUGCCACUCUGGUUGCUCUGCUCCCUGUUCUGCCCCAAGCUUACCAAAUGGUGUUGGGAAGGGUUUCCUUUUUAUUGUUUAUUUUGUUUUUCAAUGCAGUACAUUCAGUGCAGCAAUAAAGCCAUUCCUGACACUGCUUGGUGAGUGUGGAGGAGAGAACAGUGGGCAGGUGCUGAGUUUACUCCGUUCUCUCCCCACUGACCCACCCAACCUGGUGAUGUUGGGAAGAGCAGGGGCUCUGUUUUGUUCCUCUGAUUUCUUGGAAACGGUCAGUCCAGGAGUAUUAUUGGGAGCAGAGUAGCUGAGAGCCGCCAGCUCCAGUCAUGAGUUCUCACUCCCAUCUUCGUUUUCCAGAGCAUUGGUGGGCCCCAGAUGGGAGUCCAGAGGCGCCUUGGGCAAACACAGACGGUUGUGGCAUCUUUGUCCUGGUUUCCUGUAACAAAGUAAUUUCUCUCGCAUUUUUAAAUGGGAUGUUGCCACCUGCCUUUCCUACUCAUUUGGGCGAUGCUUGGGCUGGCAUGGCCCUAGACCUCUGCCACAAAGCCCAGGGCUAACUGCAUCACUGCUCUUCCCUCUUCCAACCCAUCCCCACCCCCACGUACUGGAUUUAUGAAUCUAAUUGUUUUGUUUCUCUUUUGCUGCAACCAACACAUGAUUUUGACCUGAGGGUCAGUCUCUGCAUCCUCCUUACAUGAGCAAAGAAUGAACAAAUAUUUCCCUAACAAAAGCUAUUUAUCAAAAAGUGAGAGCAUGGCACAAACAUACUGGAGGACUGUGCCAAUGUCCAAAAUAUUUCUGCUUAACAAUUAAUCUGAAUGAGCUCUUGUAUAAAACCAGAGAAAGCAAUAUAAAAUACAUCCAGAUGGGAUGAAUAAAAAGGCUGGCAGAAUUAUGAUUGUGAAUUCGUACAAGACAGCUUCCAGCAGAGAUCCUAUUUGUACUCGGUAAAUCUCAGAAAUAUAUUAGUAGACAUACUAGCAGGGAUAAAAAGACAAGGUACCUGGAAUUUAGUAUUAGUGGGAUAGAUAUAGAAAUGGUAGCGAUGUCAUUUACCUGGAGUGGCUUGUCAAAAUCAACAUGUAAUUUUAUUUCAGGCCUAGCUUCAUUGGUUUCCUUGGCUAUAUUCCUGAGCUCAUUUAUGCAUCCAUGGUUCCAUUUCCAGAGAAGUAGCCGUUUUAGUCAGUCGCAACAAGGACAAAAAAACCCAUCUUGUGUCAUCUUACAAAUGUAAUGAGUCUAUCAUGGCAUUAGCAUUUGUGGACCAGUGCCCCCUUUAUCAGGCAUACAAAGUGAAAUUCUAAAUUGGCCAGUUUAUAUUCACGGUGGGAUGCAGUUAAUCUUUAAGAUGCUGCAGGACUUUCGUCAUUCUACUAGAAAACAAUAGAACACAAGAGUUUAUAGUUGGACUGGAAUACUUGUUUUAAAUAAAUGCUGAGCUAUCUUACACACUUGGUUGUGUGAAACACUUACCUUAAGCUUUUCUUUUCUUUUUUUACUAGAAACUGCUCAUAUUUUGUAUGCUAUUUUUCAGACUAAGAAAAGUAGGAUUUUAGAAAUGUUGGGGAGAUUUUUCAAGCUAUAGGAAAAUUCUCAUAAGGGUUGUCAUAAAACUGUACAAAACACAAGAGUACCAGCAUCUAUACAUGCUACCUGUUCACGCUUUUUUUAAAUAGUGCUGAGCUUAAAAAUUUUAAACAUCUUAUUAUAUAACAUCUCUAGAUGCAGCUAAUCUGGAUAUACAGUUUGAGGCAUUUGGGGAUAUGUAUCAUAGUCUGAAAGUGCUAAUUUUAGUGUUCUAUAAAAGUGCUUCCUAAUCUGUGGCAAUGAAACAUUUGGCCUGACCACUUCCAUGUGAGAAUGGGAAGUAUCAGUUUCUUUUCUAGUCAGGCGGUUGGAAUCGCAUGCAUGAAAUCACGUGAAUUCCUGCAGGACUUCAUAAUUGGAUAAAGUCUUAAGAUACCUAAGAUUCAAAGGGAAUGGAUUGCAUGGCUAUGAGCUGGGUGAUGGGUGGGUUAUUGUUCCUGUUGUUGCUUUUGCUUCUAGGUCUGUCAUAGGUUUGGCCUUGCUCUCUCGCUUUAUCUGCAGAACAAAGCAAAACCUUUUAAUUCAUCUUAUCCAAAUAAAUGUGACCCUUACAAAGGAGCUGUGGGUUGUAUCCAGUGAUAACCCUACUGAGAGCAGACGCAUUGAAAUGGAUGGAUAUGAUUAACUUAGGUCCAUUAAUUUUAAUGGCUUUACUUUGUUGAACUUAAUUGGAAACAGCCCAUUGUGCUAAACUUGCCACCUGUUUUGAGACCCAGAAUCCAUCUUCUGUUUUAGGAAACUUUUAAUAAAAACCCUCUUUCUAAUGCAUUGUUUUGAUUACCUUAUGCAAUUUGGCAGCAUCAGGGUGGUUUGUUUGUUUGCUUGCUUGCUUGCUUGCUUGCUUGCUUUUCUUGUAUUUACUGAAAGCAGGGAUGGGGAAAUGCACCUAAUUGUGGUACCCUGAAAUCACCACAACAUCUGCAUAGGCUGGUCAGUUGCAGCACCCAGAUGUCUGUGCCUUUUAGACAUAUUUUUAGUGCGGUGUUUGAUUAGGAUUCAUUCUGUAUCUGAAAUAGAGAUGACAUUUACUGGAUUAGGAGAAGCUGUGUGCUGAAUAUCAUGGUCAGCAGAAACAACACAAGGCCUCUGGGGAAAGCAAAUGGGGGGCUAUCCUCAGAGGAAUGAUAAAAGCUUAUAGGACUCCCUAGAGGGAGGCAUUAGUGUCUGGUUGUGGCAAGGUUUUGCUGAGGCACUUUGACAGCAAGGACUCUUUAUAGCCAACUAGAUCUCCUGCAACAAGGCUAUUGAUUUUAGAUGCAGCCCGCUUUGUGGUAGCUGUCCUGUUGGACAGCUGUUAUUUGAAAGCCUCUGUUAACUUUCAGUUCACUCCAAGGUUAUGGUAAACAAGCUUAUUAUUGUGGCUUUGUAAAACAUAGAGGGAUUAAGGUACAUAAAGAGAUAGUUAUAGGUUGCAGAAAAACCUUCAGUUGGCAGAGGUACAGCAUGUGAAUUUCAGGUGUUUUGCAGGAUUUAUUUGUUGUUUCUAUUUACAACCUUGCCUUUGCACUACUCACAAAUACAACCUUGCAGAUGUUUGUGGCCUGGCACUGUGAAUGGACACCUCUUGUAGGGACUUACCAGUGAACUGGCAUCAUGCAUCUGAUACUUGGAAGACAUCACUAUCGGCUUCAUGCUCAGUGAGGGCUCUUCCCAUCUCUGUAAUUCUAACAGCAUUUUUUGUCUGCCACUCCCCUUUUCUUAAUGACAUUGUUUUUGGUUGCUUUUCUGUAUGUGUAUGCAGAAGGCCAACAGAAACUAUUAAUUCAAAAGAGUAAAACAGAUUCAUUCCAGGCAGUGCUGUCAGAUUUGCAGGGGAAACUAAUUGGGAACACAAAUAACUAGUUUUGCCUAGAUUUAGUUUUUAUUAUAACAAGGGGGUGGGAGCUAAAAGUUGCAGGGUGAAAACCUCUAUACAGGAGUUGUUAUUGUUAAAAGUAAAGAAGACUAUUUGUUCUUCUAGAAUUAUAGAAUCUUAGGGUUGGAAGAGACCCCAGGUUCAUCUAGUCCAACCCCCUGCAAUGCAUCUAAAGCAUCGAUGACAGAAGCUGCUUGUGCAUAAUUCUUUCACUUGUCAUGCUGCUUUCUGUAACCUUGACUGCAAAUUAUAGUACCUUUAUACUAGUGAACUACCUUCCCCAAUAUUGACUUGGGUUUUAUUCUAGGUGAUUGGCAAACAUUGUGGCACAGCAGCAUAUAAUCCACUAGCAGCAUACUAUAUUGAAUCUGCAUGUAAUCAAUGGAGACAGCCAAGCUUGCAGGGAAGUACCACUGUUUUCCACUUGAUUUAAAACAAAGAUACAACUGGUUCUUCCACCCCUAGGAUGAUGCAUAUCCUGCCAGGUUUAGAGAAGGUUUACCCAUUUCUGAAAGAGCAUCACCAGCCAGUUGCCUCUGUGGCAACACAUCUGUUCUUCACCAACUCUUUAGACAUAAUGCCUAAGAGACAUGGCCAGACCUAUUACCUUAAUAAAGAGAAUGAUUUGACAAGUUCCGCGGUUCCUUCUACUACAGAUGACAGUCUUCCAGAUACAAUAACACAGAUUUGUUGGGGACUCAUAGGCAUAAUCCACCCCAGCUCCCAAAUCCUAUAACAUGUCUGAAGUGGUCUAAAAGAGACUGGAUAUCUGUGAUUAAUAUUUUGUAUGAUUUUGCUUGUUUUUGCUAAUUACUAGCUUCCUGGGCUGUUUUGAAGAUCAGAAAAGUAUUGCUAUGGGAUGAAAGGCUUAAAGAACUUCACCAGAACAGCACUUUCUGCAGUCUUCAACUUAAAAAACCCCCAAUAUGAAUAAAUUAUAUUUACUUUUCUGCUGACGCACAUUUAGCUUGACUCAGUGUUGGGCUCCAUCCUGACGAAACACAAUUUCCCCAAUCUGCAUUUGCUGAAAUGUAGGGACUCAUUUGCACAGGAGGGUUAGCAGAGAUAGUGGUUCUUAACCUCUUCUAUUCCUGUCAAUUAUCUAUUGUAAAUCCACCCAUUAGACAUUUCCCCAGCUGGACUUAAUUCUGGUCUUGGAGCCUAGCUAUUGAUCAAUACAGAAACCCAGGGUGCAUUUGCAGGGAAGCAUUGGUGGGUACGGAAAAGUAAAGAAACACCAUCCUUUCAUCUGUUGACUCUCCUUUAUGAGGGAAACAAGUCUGGCUCCAGCAUCAGGUUCAUUGUGAGAGACACAUAGAGAUGUCCAUCCCUUUGAUGUCCUUGCUCUAAAGUCUCUGACUUGCAAGUAGCAAAUUGUAAGGAAGAGGACAGGGUAGGGGUUCACAUAGCUGAGCUGAUCACAAUGCUGAAAUGAGCACAUACUGCCAUCCUAGGCUAUGGAAAGGUAGCACAGUGUCUCAGUAUUUUGGAUGGCACAGAAAUGUAAAUCCAUGACUAAAUGGGAGCAAUAUCAUACAUAUGUUACCUGAGCUGUUAGCAUCUGUCUACAGCUGUCUGCACUCUGAUUUGGGCAUUGAAGCUCAUAAUUGCAAGUUUAGGAAGCUGCCUUUUCGUCUCUUCUCCCCCAAUCCUGGAAUGCCUUUGGUCUCCAAAUUCCUCAGCCAUUCCGAUUUGCCAAGUGGAUGGACAGGAAAGAAGGGAAGGCUUAAGUGCAUGGAGUGUGAGCAUCAGAUGUGCUGCAGAAGCUUCCUUACUUCCCAAAAUGAAUGCCACAUUAAUGCCCCACUCCACCCAGAAACACUUUCAUGCUGUCUUUGGUUUCUAAACAUACAACACUUAGGCCAAAGAAUUUAAAAUAGUUCUCUCUACUUAAAAACCUUAAAUACUGACACACUGGCUCUUCCAUUUAAUGCCUCCUCCCUUAGGUUUUGUGGUCUGAUUUGAGGUUGGGGUGGAGGCAGUGGCCAUUAAAACUCUGAUGACGGUGUUUUGUUUUAAAGACCGUACUUUGAGACAUCAUGUUCUUGUUUGGCUGGAGGCUGAAAUACCAGUUGAGGUUUUCGGUUUGUGAAGCAGGUUUGCAUUUUGGAAGUUAGUGUUCACAGCAGGCGGGCAAGAAGCAAUUGGGGGGGGGCUGACACUGCUUUGGUGCUAGUGCAACCUAUUUAUUUAGUGCAUAUAAGUCCUGCAAGUUUUCAGUGAUUUACUCCCAUGAGGAAACAGGCGUUCUCUUGAAAGUGGGGAGAUGAAACAAUCCUUGCAGCUUCAGACUGCUUUUGGGACUUUCCUGCUGGUUUUGCUUAGGUAGUUGUUCCCUUCCAAACAAUCUCUUGCUGCCCUGCCUCCGACACUACCUGUUAACAUACCCCCAAGGCUCCUUGCAGCCUUCUAUAUUUAUUGGAAAUCCUUAUUAUAGUAUGUGGGUUACAGUAGUUACCCCACUGUAGUGCUGCCAAUAAGCUUUCCUUUGCUGCAAAGGAAUCUUAUUGCACAAUGACUUCAACACAUUUUCCUAUCUACGAUUAAUCUGUAAGUGGAAAGUUUCCCUCUCAUGAAACUAAUAGCAAAUGUUCACAGAAAUUCUGUGAGUUGGCCUAUUUGAGUUGACCUAUUAACGAAAGCAAAGUGAAGAAGAAGCAGAAAUGCAUUCAGCUCCUCUAGGUUUGAUUGGUAAUAAGAGCCCGCAUUUACUGCACCCAUGCCAUUAUUUCCUCUUGCUCUUGUUAAUUUCCAUAGAGUUUGUUUUUAUUAGAAGGCCUGCUUUCAUGCUUGUUUAUAAUCCCUUCCAACUGUUCUUCUCUCUUGUCUUCCCCCACCCCUUGUAAAAUCCAUUUCCAUAAUGCUACUGGGUAUUACACAGAUUUGCAGAAGCUCUUAAUGCUGAUGAUGUGGGUGAGAAUUUGCAUGCCCACUUGGUACAUAUUUAGACUCAGAAUUAAUACAAAUGGCUAUAUUUCUUACUCUUGCCAAUAAAAUAUCCUGAACAAAGGAAAAAUCAGAAAUCAUAAUGGAGCUCAUUUAUUGAUUUGCAAACUCUAAGCACCACAGAGACAUUAUGUCCCUGGACUUAUUGGUGCAGAAAAGUUAAUCACUCCAAAUUGCUAAGACUUUUAUUAUCUUGGCCACGUUCCAGGGAGCUACUUCUUUUAGGUGUGUCCUUGUGUUACAACUAGAGGGGUUUUUUAUUCUGUUUUAUUUGGACAGCAAACAUUCAUGUGCUUUUAAGGCUUUCCUGAGUUUCAAAAGCAGCUUGCUACACUAACAGAGCUGCUUUUUAAGGAAUCGAGAUAAAAGUCCUGUUUUUUCUGAUUUUAAGAAAUACAGAUUCAAAGCCACGUGGGCAUGUGUAGCUAAUUUUGUGGUUGUCUAGAUUAUGUGUGGGUUGUUUUUUUUCUUAUUCUGUAACAUAAAGUUACUCUUGCAAACUAUUUAACAGAUUUGGUUGGCUCAGACAGCUACAGCUUAAAAGGUGUUGGCACCUAUCAGCUUGAUCAGUUUUUUUGUUUUGCUAUAUAACUUCAGUUAUUUGUCCUGAUGAAAUAUGUAAAGUGGGAUAAAGGAAGAGCAGGGUCAACCCUUGCUGUUGUGCAGUACCCUCCAUCCCCCCAAACCCCUCAAGUUUGACCUUCAGAGCAUUUGAACUUGGAUUCCUCUAAUCUUGAUAUUGAGCUUUUGAAGAAGCUUUUUCAAACGCUUCUCCAAAUGCCCAAGGACUAAAAAAUGACUCAUUUAUUGAAACCUUAACAUUGCAUAACUUUAGUGAGUUCUUUUUGGGGAGCAGAAAGUGCCAAAUAUUUGAGAAAAAGGAAAGUGUUACCUUAAUUCCACCCUCAGUGUUAACUUAAUUCUACUUCCAUAUGAAAGUUUAUUUCAUUUUUAACCUGGAAUCUGAAAGCACAAAUGAUAUGAGAAAUGUUAUUUAAAAGUCUAGUUUUUUUAAAAAAUGUGUUUUAUAAACACACACAGCUGCAGUCAAUAUUGAUGCAAGUUUUGAAAAGACUAUUGUAAUCAGUUAGGAGUGCUCUUUGUUCAGAUGAAGGAGUGCUUCACCUAAUGAGACUGUCUGAUUUCCUACAUGACUUUUGCUGUUAUAUAGGAAAUUUAUGUGCAUGCUGUCAGUAUAAUGAGCACACGUCUCUCUCACUUCAGUGCAAACAGCAGAAAACCCUUUGUGUGCUAAUUGUAUGUGACAGGGAAUGUAUAACUUCCUACACAAAAGCAAUAUCAGCAAGCAUAUAUUUGUGUGUGUUUGUGUACACGUACACACACACACACACACACACACACAGCCAAUCUUAUCUCUUGCCCUUCUACUGCCUAUGUACUACUGAGGGGGCUAUCAACAAUUAAAAAUCACAAUAUCAUGUUUAAAAGAUAUAUUUAGAUAAAAAAUACAAUAAAAAUACAACAAAGGCAGGGACUGCCGAUAAAACACAACCUCUGAAUAAAACACCAGGCAUUUAGCUGGCAAAAGCCUUCCAGAAUAGAAGUGUCUUCACCAAUCAGAAAGUAUAACAACUUCUGCCUUGUGCGAAAUGGCCCUGAGAUGGUGGCUCUGCAGUUACUUGCGCUACUGAAUUCUAGCCAGAGGCAUAUGUGUCUGAUGAGACAGAUGUUCCCAUAGAAUAAAUCCAUAGUUGUACAAGAAACUUGGUUAUAUCAAGGUUCUGUGGUUUCUUUCCUCCUUGGAUAUAUUCAGAUUCUGGCAAAACAAUCUUUUAAAGUUGGCUGUGGCAUCUACUGAUCUUAUUGGUGAAAAAUUAUAUUGGCGAGUUUUAUUCAUUUUCUGUGCUUCAGUCGCACAUGUGUACAUGAUAAAAGCUAGCUAUCUUGCUAGCUUAAAACCUGUAAAUUGUAAAAUAAUUUGUAUUUGUAUAGAUGGGAUUAUUUGUCAAUAUUGCUGACCUUUAUAUAGUGCAGUUAUUUAUUUAUUUUUACAGAAUUAUCACCUUCUGAGGUAGUCCAUUCCACUGUCAAACUGAUCUUACUGUCAGAAAGUUCUUCCUAAUGUUUCGUCAGAAUCUCAUUUUCCUAUAAUUUGGCUCCAUGGGUUCAGUUCCUACUCUCUGGAGCAGUAGAAAAACUUGCUUCAUUUUUCACAUGACAGCCCUUCAGAUAUUUGAAGGUGGCUAUUAUUCCACCUCUCAGUCUUUUUCUUCUCCAGAUAUCCAACUCCCUCAACAGUUCCUCAUAUGGCUUGGUUUCCACACUCUUCACCAUCUUGGUCACCCUCCUCUGAGCAUGUUCCAGCUUGUCAAUAUUCUUUUCAAAUUGUGGUGCCCAGAGCUGGCCACAGAACUCCAGGUGGGGGUCUGACCAAGGUACUAUUACUUCCACUGAUAUGGGCACUAUACUCAUGUUGACUCAUGUUGCAAGUUCACCGGAGUUUAAACAGGAUUUGUGUAAGCAAGGAAAGCUCCUCUUGUAGCCAUUCUUCAGUGAAGCAGGGCAAUAUGAGGACUUGUUUUGAGACAAGCUUCUAAUAGUUCACCAUCUUAUACUGGGACAUGGAAACAGGACUUUUUUGCAUGAUUGUCACAGACGACAAAAUACAGUGAAAGCAGGAUUUAUGGGCUUAACAAAACAGAACACAAAGUACAGGAUACUGUUCAUAGAGGAACAAAGGGGGAAAUGCAAUUACGUGCUGGUGAUGGUAACAUAACUAACAGAUGCUUGCCAGCUGAAAACUAAAAGCUACCAGUCAAUUAUGCAUGCAGUGCAUAGUUGCCCACAAAGACCAUCUGAAGCUGGGGGGGGGGGGUAGUAGCUGCACCUAGUGGAUUGGCCAAAUCUCAGUGAAGCAUAGAAAACACAGUUCUUUUCUAUCUCAAGCCCUUUAGGGGUUUUAGCACCACCUUAUGAUGGUACUGGGUUGACUGUUUGGGCCAAAUGUUUUUCUGUGCUAGCAAAUUUUAAGAUUUUUGGGUACUGUAAAAUGUAAAAAUUUAAACUGUGUUUUGUAUCCCAAAUAUCAUUUCUUGAUCAUGCACCAACUGCAGUCUUCCAGCUGGCUUCAAGAGCAGUUUAUACCAAGCAGGUUUGCACAGUCCAUGCUUAAAGCAUGGAAGGAGAAAGUAGGCAAACUGUCCCCAACCCCAUCCCCGUAGACCUCCCUGGCUCAUCACCCACUGUUCCAUCACGCAGCCCAAAACUUCCAAAUAAAAAUUUGGCAAACCAAAGGCCUAUACCGCCUAACAGACUUCUAUGAAAAUAACAAACACAUAUCAACACAAGAAAUACAAGACAAACUAGGGGACAUCCAAAUACCCUAGCUAACACACCACUGACUACACGUCUUCCUAAACAACUCAGCAGUAAAAACAGCAGCCACUAGGCUCUUGACCACCUUUGAAAACCUUCUCCUGGCAGCAGAGGGACACAGCAAGGGGAUGGUAUCCACAAUAUACAAAAUGCUGCUUCUCAAUCCCACAACCCCCCUCAACACAUUCAAAAAAACAAUGGGAGCAUGACAUAGGCUACAAAAUAAAUCCUACCCAAUGGACUAAAAUGUGGUCUAAACCUCCCUUUAAAUCCAUCUCAGCCAAAUGUAGGGAACUCUCUUUGAAUCUUACUUAUAGAUAGCACCUAACACCUUGGAAAUUGGCACUGAUUAGUGUUGGUAUUCCUCAUUUUGGUGAGGAACCUCACCAAAAUCCUGGAGAGGCUGCACCUCCACAGGCAUGUAGCUCCACAUGUGGUGGAAUUGCCCCCAAAUCCAACCCUUUUGGACGGCAGUCCUACAAGAAAUAACAAAAUAACAAGGCACCCCAGAACUGGCCCUAUUGAAUAUUUUCCAAGUCACUCACUCACACACACACACGAUAAAGAGCUUAUAACCCACCUAUUCUCAGCAACCAGAAGCACUGUAGCUAGACACUGGAGAGACCUGUCAGGAGUGAACCUGGACCACUGGUACCAAAUUGUACGCGAAACAGCAUUACUAGAAAAGCUAACCAACAGACUGAAACUGACACAGAGACAAAUAAAGGAGGAAGCCUUCACCCUGGUGUGGCUCCCCUUUCUUACACACGAAGCCGGAGAAGACAACAACAAGAAUCCACUGACAGCAUACGAAUCAAUAUGGCUAGCUUGGCCCAACCACCUCUCCCCCUCCUCACACACAAAAACACAUCUCACUGCAGUCAACUAGAGGCAACCAAGCAUGCCCUGAGCUCCCCGCUCAACGUUCUCUCACAGCCCAUGAAAACUAGUAAGUGAAUAGAAAAAGAACCUACCCAAGUGACACUGACACAAAAAACCUCACACAUGCCCUAAGUAAAAGAAUGCAAGUUUACCACCCCUUCUCUCUCCGCACCACUCUUCUACCCCAACCUUAUGCUGCAUGCAACAUUUAUGUUUCACAUCGAAUGAAACUGAUCUGUGGAAAAGAUUCUACAACCUGAAAAUAGAGACCACACGUACUUUUGUAACCUAAGAAAAUCCUUAAUAACAAAUUAUUGAUUGAUUGAUUGAUUGAUUGGGUUUAUUUAACAAGAAUAAUAUUAUACAAACAAGUAUCCCACAUUUUCUCAGGUCAUUUGUAUAUCACAAAAAUAGCAUAAUAAAUAUGGAAAAAUAUAUACAACAUAUGUUUUGUUAUUAGUGGUCAAUGUACAGAUAUACGAGAUCUGAUAUCAUCCUUUAUGACUUCCUGACACCACUGGUGGAGGAAGGGGUGUGUGAUGGGUGCGGUCCACCCCGGGUGUCAUCCCUUAGGGGGGUGACAUCGCCAGGCCGCCCCCCUGGGAUGCUUGCCCCGCCCCAGCAUAUGGCUAGCCCUGUUCCUGGGUGCACUACUUGUGCGCCACUCUGGGUGCCACAGCAGCUAGCUCCGCCUCUGUCUGACACUGGCCAACUUUGCUUUGUUGUGGAAUAAUUAUGGUGUUUUGCUACAGAAGCAUUUCCAUACUGUGUGCAAGUUGCUUCUAGCAUCACUUAUAAACUCAGAAUAAGGCAUAAUUUACUGCCCAUCAAGAUUGGAAUGGCUAUGGAAAUAAGAGAAAAUAUAAACUUGCAAACUUGUCUAUGAAUUUUGUCGGUUAUGAUUGUACUUGUAUGCCAAAGAAUGCUAAUUUCAAAUCUUUGUUUUCUCUUUCUGGCUAAUUUGAAACUGCUCGGAAGACUCAAGUAUCUUAGAUGCUGUAACUGAUUGGUAGGAUCAGUACAAUUACUGAACUUUUAAAUUUACCUCUGCAUUACCAAGAAUUCAGAUGGCACUGAAUUAUUAAUCUGAGAGUAUAUACAAGUACUGAAAUUUUGUGUGUGUGUGAGGAGGAAUUAUAUCUGUUUAAUACUUUCUAGUGUAUGUUGAUUAAGAGAUUUUUUGAAAUGAUUGAAUUGCACUUUUUGCUCGUGGGAAAUCGCAAUUAUAGAUAAGUUGCAAAGGGAAGAAUUUUUGCUUCUUUGAAAACCUUCCUUCUAUUUUUAAUGGUUGUCUGGUGAAUUCAUUAGUCUGCAGGAUGCCAAGUGGUGUGCAGUAGUUUGCAAAAAUAAAAAUGCUUUCUGAUCUGUACAGUAGCUUUUAAAUAGAAGAUUAGCAAGAAUGUUAAUUUUACAUGAGUUAAGGAGCAGCUGAGAAGUGAGACUUUUAUACAAGUCACAAAUGUCAGCUCCUCAUUUUAAAACUUUGCUCUAAUUUGAAAUUUGUGUAGAAAGUGGGAUUUAAACCUUGCCGUUUCUCAUAUGUCUUUAUGAAAAGACUUUUCCUAUGGGGUUGGUUAACUAUAGUUCAUUGGGUUUAACCAUCUCUUAUAUAUCUCUGGAAUGCUUAAUUAGAUCCUACACACCUUCCUUCACCUCCAGCCCGAAGUAGCACUGGGUCCUCAUCAGAUUCACAACUCCACUCUUUUAGCAAUUGCCGUGAGUCAUGCUGAACACUUACUGUUUAAAAUAGGACUAUUACCAUUGCACCAUACAAAAUUGCUUAUGUUCUCCUUUUUGGUAACCAACAGGCAUUCAUUAACUUAGGAAUCCAUCCUUUCUAUUACGUUAUUUUUAGAUGUUGAUUAUCUGCCCCCCCUUCCCCCAUAAUAUGUUCUGUUGUUUAUUCCCAGCAUGUUUUAUUCCCCAAUCAAAUGAGAACAUAGAAACAAAAACAAAACUCCUGUUUUGUACAGAACAGAGAAAAUGCUUAGAAAGCUUUUAUUUGUGCUGCACGCCUUGAAUAAUUAGUCUGUUAAUGAAGUAGCUCUGCUGGUGGGGGUGGGUGGGGGCUUAGAGCAAAAAUCCACAGUUAAAGGGAGGAGAGCCUUAAACUGUGUGAAUCUGCUUUCCUAAUAUCGGCCUAGUGAAGGCCUAAAGCUGUCAGACAAUUGCUUAGGCUGGUGGUUGCCAAACUUCCCCCAACCCCACAGACAACUUGAAAUUGCUAAGGGUCUUGGUGGAGCAGUUAAUGGUUUUCCUGACUGUUGUAGCAAUUGUAGUGUGCUGUGCUAGAUGCUGUAGGAUUUUUCAUUGCUUUUUCCAUACAUGCUGUGGACCACCUGUAUGAAGCUCAUGGACCACAAUUUGGGAACCCCUGGCUUAGGUUAGCCUUCUCCAGCCUGGUAUUGUUGGACUACAACUCCCAUCAGCUCCAGCAAGCAUAGCCAAUGGUCAGGGAUGGUGGGAGUAUUUUUUUUAUUUAAUUCACCAAAAUUUUAUACCACUUGAUUGCAAGAAAAACCCUUAGCGGUUUAUGAAAAUAUAUAAACUAAUCACCCAAAACAUCUGGGUGACACCAGGUUGGGAAAAGCUGAAUAGGCAUCCCUGAGCUUGCACCAACUCCUUGCCGUCUCUCCCCGCCCCCUUGCAUUAUCAUUUCCCCCACCCUUCCAGUUGUGGAGUGCACUGUGGUUGAUGUUACAACUGCGCUAGCGUUUCGCUAAUCAUAGUUAGCACCAAAUGACAGUUUGCAAACCAGGUUAGAAGUAGGGUGCUACAAAAGCACUUGUGCAGACACGAUACUAGCCAUCAUUAGCUCCAAGACUGAAAAGGAGUGGGGAACAGCUCAUAAACCGGUGUGGUGCUGUGGAUCACCUCCCGAGGGUUAGGCAGUCAGCUGCCAUCACAUCUGUACUAAACUUCUUUGAAUGUAAGCCGUAAUCGGUUUAAAUACUGAUUGGGGGGGCAGGUCCAUUCUGCUAUUCUAACAUGGGUACAAUGGAUUAUUUUACAUGAGUGCAGAAGCAAUAAAAUGUCAGCUUGCAGUCUUUGGGGUAGGAGAGGUCUACAUCAGAACCGGGACACGGGUGGCGCUGUGGUCUAAACCACUGAGCUGCUUGGGCUUGCUGAUCAGAAGGUCAGCGGUUUGAAUCCCCGCGAUGGAGUGAGCUCUUGUUGCUCUGUCUCAGCUCCUGCCAACCUAGCACUUUGAAAGCACACCAGUGCAAGUAGAUAAACAGGUACCACUGUGGUGGGAAGGUAAACAGAGUUUCCGUGCGCUCUGGUUUCUGUCACGGUGUCCUGUUGUGCCAGAAGCGGUUUAGUCAUGCUGGCCACAAAACCUGGAGAGCUGUCCGUGGAAAAAUACCGGCUCCCUUGGCCUAAAAGAGAGAUGAGCACCGCAACCCAAUUGUUGUCUUUGACUGGACUUAACCAUAACAUUAGAACCAGCUGUAAAGGCCUCAGACAUACACUGACAUUAGCUCAGGCAUACUCCACUCUUUUGCGUUUACUCUUAAAAAGUAAAAAAUAAACUGCCUUGGGAAGGCUUGCUUCACAAAAAGGCAGUGUGGAAACAACAUAUUCUCAGAGAAGAAGUCACAUUCAUCUUGCUACAUAGGGGCUUUCUCCCCCCUUUCCAAACCCCUUGUCUAAAAACUGGAAGGCACUUGUGAUAAGAUCGCCCCCUUAUUUCUGUAAACAGCAGGUCAGAGAUGGCACAGAUUAUUAUCCAUCACAACGUUGCAUCUGUCAGCUGUGCGCUCCAGCAAGCCUCAUCCUCCUGGCAACUGCCUUGGGCCCCAGACACAGGAUGUUUCACUGCAGGAAGAUUCCUGUUCCUCCCUUACCAUAUGGUAUGGUGCUUUAGUGUUGGUCUUAUGAGCGUUUCAAGAGACUGAGCUAUGUGGAUCAGCUGGUCUCUGAAUGAUCAUGUGCAAAAUUAUUAUUAUUAUUAUUAUUAUUAUUAUGUUUUCUCAAUUUUAAAAAAAUCUGAUGUGCAGCAUUUACUUUUUAACUGAGCUUUGGGUGAACAUGGUGUGUAAUGGGGAGGGGUGUCUCAUGGCUAAGCUUGAAUUUAGAUAUAUAUGAGAACUUUUAAAGGUGCAUGCUGAGCCACGUGUUAAGUGACAUUUGGAUUAUGAAUGACAUUGCAGCCUCAUGGAAUUAUUUGGACACGGAUUGCAUUUUUUCUAAGUUCAGAAGGAUUAUAUCAUCAUAAUUCAGGUUGCAGAUGAUUCAGGUAAAUCAUUGUGUGUUCAGGUUGCAAGAAAUGAGAUUCCUACUGAGAUCUUUCUGGCAGUGAGGAGUUCGAAAGCAGAUCAGACUCCCUCGAGGGGUGGCGGACUCUCCUUCCUUGGAGGUUUUUAAGCAGAGAUUGGAUGGCUGCCUGUCAUGUAUGAGCUAGCUGAGAUUCCUGCAUUGCAGGGGAUUGGACUAGAUCAGGGGUCAGCAACCUUUUUCAGCCGUGGGCCAAUCCACCGUCCCUCAGACCAUGUGGGGGGCUGGACUAUAUUGGGGGGGGGUGAACAAAUUCCCAUGCCCCACAAAUAACCCAGAGGUGCAUUUUAAAUAAAAAGACACAUUCUACUCAUGUAAAAACAUGCUGAUUCCCGAUUGGGCCACAUCUGGGCCCUGGGCCUUAGGUUGCCUACCCCUGGACUAGAUGAUGCUCAUGGUCCUUUCUACAAUUCUGUGAUUCUAAAUAUAACAUGUCCAAGAGAACUAGCUAUUCAGCCAGCAGCAUGGUUGCCCAGUGCAGUGUGAGCAGCCUCCUGACUCAGCUGCGUCCAACAGACACUUGCUGGUAAUUCUCAUUUGUUGCUCAGCAACUGUUUAUUGCUUUCCAUCUCACCUCACUAGCCACUGCUACCUUAAGGUGUGAACCUACUGAGUAGACUUUGGCGAGGUACUGUCAGCCUCAGGUCUCUUUCCCAAGUGAUACAUACCGUGACAAUAAUGAUGAUACCAAUUCAUAGAGUAGCAUAAAUAUUAUUUAGAUGCUGUGUGAGUAAAUCUAUAUAGCUAUUGUGGCUGCAGUCCCUAUGCACAUUUAAAUAUUAUCCAAGGUCAAAUCUUAUUUUCAAAUCCUAAUUGUAAGGGAGCUUUUUUAUUUUUAAGCUGGCAGAAGAAGUGCAAAAAAAAUGCAGCAAGAAGGGGAGAGUCCAGGGGAGAAAAGGAAAAAAAUGAAGGGGUGCCUGCUGUUAUAGUCAGCUCCUGAUAUCUUAAACACAUGUGGUAACCCUUGGCCUCUUUCUGUUAAAAAAAGUAGCACCAUGCAGUGGGUUUGGUAAAUAUGGUCAUCCCUUGUAAGUCACUGCUUUUGUUUCCUAUUAAAUGUUUCCCAGAUAUGUAUUCCUAUUUCAUUUCAAGUUUUCAAUAUAUUUAUACUAGUCUAGAAAGUUUUUAAUAAUUAGCUGAAAUUCUUAGUGUUUUCACAGGAGCCAUUUCUUGAUGGUAGCCAUUAAGCUGCACCUGAACUAGCUAAUUAUUGGGAUCUCUUCAGGUUGUUACAUGAAGUGGAAAGGCACAUUUAUUGGAUUUCAGGACCCUAAAGCACUUAUUUCAAGGGCAUUUCUGUCAUCUUUGGCAGGUUCUCUCCUUGAUCCCACUGAAGUGCUAUCCAUCUAGGCUCCGCCGGAUUGUUUUGUAAAUGGUUCAGUGCAGUAAUACAUUUGCCAAGUGGUGCUGUGGCUGUAGAUAUUUUGGUCAGUGUUUGCUUUGAAAUUCAAGGCAGUAAAAGCUGAGUAGCAAAUGUGCCAGGUUGCAAAACUUGGCACAGACCCCAAAGUGUAGGUUUUCAAGUCAGUACAGUUUGUUCAUUAGCUGGCAAAAUACUUUGCCUGACGUGUUCCAGCAUAGAGCUGGCAUUUAUGAACUAUUUCUCAAACUAGUUUAUUUUAUGGUUGUAGCAUUGUAUUCUGGCAUAUCAUUUACAGCAUCAGGUUGGAAACUAUUCCUGAAAUCCUGCUCAACAACACAUUUCCUCAAACUUUCUCCACAUUUGGCCCAGAACAAUCCCAUUCUGAGUCGCACUGAGACUGAUUUUCUAUUAUUUACAUUAUGUUUCCUAGGAAACAUGCUUCCUGCCCCAUAUAUUUGGUUAGUAUUGUCAUCUUACUUUAAACAAACAAAAGAUAAAUAUUUGUAUGUAUUAACUAAACAGACAGGCAUCAAUAUGGUGAGUGUGUGGUCAAAUGUGGGAGACUGUCUUUCAUGCAUCUAUCACUGCUAUGACUGGUAUAUGUAGCAAACAACUGAACCCCAAAUGAUUCAGUCUUGACCUCUUAAUGUGUAUAGUCUGCUUCCUCAUGUGUACAGCAUGGGGUGUUGGUACUUCUUUCAUCUCCCAACCUGAAGAUGCCAGAUAUUGAAUUUGGGACCCUUCCAUCAAUCUAUGGCCCUUCACCAAAGUACUUGCAUGCUUUUAAUAUCCUCAUAGGGAGAGACCUAAGGAAGGCUAAGGAUUGCUCCACAUUUCAAAAUCAGAUUAGGGGAAACUAAGAAUAUUUCAUAAGAAGGCCUGCCUCUGACUUUUAGAAUGAUGAUUUUAGCCAUUCCUUUGUUUAUUUCUGACUUUUGUAGGUAGGGGAGACAUUGUCUGAAUCAUAGUUUUACAGCCUUUGUAAAACUGAUUUUUACAGCCGUUGAGAAUUGAUUGUGUUUAAUGAAAGGGCUGGUGCCGUGCUGUUUCAUUAUUUAACAGGUUUUAUUUGUGUAUCUGGUUUUAAUUCUAUUAAUGUUUAAUUGUUUUUAAUGAUGGCUUUCUCUAUGUUUUAAGCGAUUCUUGAUUUUAUCUGUAAGCGACCUUGAGUCCCAUCAGGGAAAAAGGUGGGGUAUGCAUAAAUAUAAUGAUCAUCAUCAUCUUUCACAACUAGGGGACUACUUAUAAAUUGCCUGUUCUGUCUUUACAGGCUAAAAUUGUUUGGGGCUUAGGGAGAGACAGAGACGGGAAAUUGGGAGCAAAGUAGCUCUGAGCCUUACAAAUCAGAAGCAUUAAAACCAGAUACAGUUUCACAUUUGAAAUUUCCAGCUAAUGAAAGAGAAUCUCUCCGAUGUUGCCUCAUCUUUCCAGGUUAAUGAGCAGUGCCACUCUCUGAUGAAACAGGCAGAUCAUUAACGACCAAUAAUCAGUGACAUUUCUCUUCCUACUGUACCUGUGAUGGGGGAAUUGGCUUCUUUUUAAACUACUGAAUAGAGAAUUCUAUUCAUCUUCCAGGUUUUAUGUAAAAUAUUUUUGAAGCAAAAGUUAACUGCUUUCCUUAACUGCACUGGGCUGAUCCAGAAUUAUAACAUGGGUAUGUUUAGACAGUGCUUAAAGGCUGGACUUGCCACAAUUUUUCCUCCCUUGCUCUGAGCUGAGCACAUCCUCUGGGAUGGGACAGGAGAGCCAUCAAUAACAUAAGCAUUCAAGGAACCAUUUCUUGUUGCACUCUGUUCAAUCCUACUCGUGUGUCUAGGUGUAGGUUCCUGCCCCCUACUUUGUGUUCUGGGUCUCUGCAUCAUAUUGUGUCUUUGGUAGUCGGCUUGAAAGUUUUGGUAGUCGGCUUGAAAGUACUCUGUUUCUCUGAACAGGUUGAAUCCAUGUUCAUUCUUACAACUAGUGUGGAGUUCAGUUUCACAUCUUGCUCCUGGAAAGGCCUGUUCCCUUAAGCCUUGCCCGUGACACUUCUGAACAGUUGUUACCUGUUGCAGCUUGUGGGGUCCGAAGGAGGAAAGGGCUUGGCUUUACAGAGAGAUUGUUGGAUCAUGUAAAGGCUGCCCUUUAGACAGCGCAAGAAUGGUGCUUUAAGAGAUUUUCUGCAGAAUAUAAAAUGCCAUUUGAUGGUUCUGUAGCUGUACUGUUGCACUCAGGUAACAAAUACCUUGGAAAUAUGACUCUGUUGGUGAGUUUGUGAGUUGGCAAUGGGCAAGCCAAGCAUACAUCUGCUGUGAAAAAUCGCAACCUUUGCUACAACUUUAUUUCUGCCCAAGUGCCUUCUUGUGCUCCAUCAGUGUAAAUUCUGUGGAGGAGCAAUAUCUCUGAUUUCUGUGCCAGCAGGAUCUGAGCAGGGUCAUCUUGCAGUCUUCACUCAUCGCUGAUUUUAAGAUGGGGAGGGAGGGACUGAGCCAGAAGCCUUUGGUAGAUAAAAGUCAGGGCUGGGGGAGCAGCUGCUUGUCCAUCACUGCCUUCUGGGUAUGUCCUGCUGAAAAUAAUAUGAAUUUGACUUUGCCUGCAGUGUACUUCUAGCUAAUCAGAAGCAUGGUUUACAUAUAGGACACUCAGGGAAUUGCCUAACAGCCUGCUAAUUAAAUACUCGCUCCAUCCAUUGAUUUUGUUUUCCCAAGAGCUGCCUUGUGCCAUCUGUCUAAGGGGGCAGUCUGAGGUCCUGUAUCCUUCCCUUAAUUAUUCAUGCAGGUCUGUUCGGAAGCAGCUGGCAGUUCGGAUGCAGCUGGAGAAAGGUGCCUUGCAGAUCUGACUUUUGAGCCUCUCCUGACCUGGCCAUGAGGUGAUGGUGGCAAGAAUCCUGGUUCUGUAGUCUUCAUGCAUUUUUUUUUCAUUACAGAGCCUUUGGCCUGGAAUUUUAAUUUAGCCCUUUUAUUACUUUUCCAUUCUCUUUAAAUUGGUCGCUGCUGGAAUUCCAGUUUGUACACAAUGCAUCAGGAGUGUGGGAAACAAUUCAGAGAGGGUUUUUUUUUCAUGUUUUGUGUAUGUGUGGAGAGGCUAUUUUUGUGUCUUUCUGGUGGCUGGUCUCGGGAACACUGGUUGCUAUAGUAAUAUUAAUAAUAACAUCACUUAGCAUUGUGAAAUACCCAUUUGAAUGUUUGAGAUGAGGUUAAAUUUAAGAUUGGUUUAUCAUUCCUGGUUUCAAAUAUAGUCCUGAGGCGUGCACCCACACCCACACACAACCCCCCCCCUUUGGUUUUUCAAAAUGACGUUUCCUGUAAUUGCUGGGUCUGAAAGGGCAAGCCAGAACAGUAUUUCCAUGACACAGUAGGUUCUCCCUGUUUCCUUAAAUGGCAUGUUUUAAAAUGGCGUUCACUUCCUCAGGAUAGUUAAAACAUGAACUUAACACCUGGGAAAUUAGGAAUAUCAAAUUAGUUAGCAUUGGUUAUUUUCAGAAAUGUUUUUUGAAGUCUUAUUCAAAAUGCCAGGAUGUGCUUGGCAGGGAACAGAUUCACUAAUGUACCCUUACUCCAAGUUCAGUGGAUCAGCCCACACGUGAAAACUCAUAAGCAAACAAAACUCAGAGGAUGGGGAGGGGGAUAUAGAUCUCUGUGGUAUUUAUCCACUUACUUGGAAUGGUAAAAAAUGACAUGCUCAUCCUGUUGUUUCCUCAGUGGACAUGCCAGUAGGCUAACCUCCCCCUCCCACCUUACAGUGUGUGUGUAUGAGCCAAUUUCUGACAUACUACUUCAAACAAAUUACUCCCUUAGCUGUUCUACAUAUAUGAUCACAGUGAAGCAGAAGAAACUAGUCACUGCUUCCCUCUGUUUUCCUUAGUAGGUAUUCUAACAAAAUCGGCAGUUCUAUGUAUUGCAUAGCAAGCUUCCAGCUCAAGGUGACUUUCGAAGGAAUCCAGUUUAUAUAUAAACCAUUUAACAGUGACUUUGCUCUCGGCUACUUCUAAAUUUAUCUGUACUUCUGCCCAUAGGCAUUAACCAUGAAUGCAGGUGCGAAUGUUUAGAGGUGUGUAGGACCCAAAUGAGCAUAUUGAACUGAGUAAUAUACUUCUAGUUGAAUCAAAAGUGUGGCCCCCCUUCCAAACCAGUAAGAGGAGGAGGGCGCUCCCUCUUCCCUGCCUCCCCCUCUCCACAUGGAACCAAUUUGUCUGAACUACAGAAAUCCUUCCUUUUUCAGCAAAAUAAUAAUAAUCAGCAUUUUCUCUUUUGUGCAGGUGAUGUUGUGGAUAUCUAUCAGCGAGAGUUCCUAGCGUUAAGAGACCGCUUGCAUGCUGCAGAACAGGAGAGCCUCAAGCGAUCGAAGGAGCUGAACCUAGUCCUGGAUGAGAUAAAGCGAGCCAUCUCUGAGAAGCAGGCCCUGAGGGAUAUAAACCGGACGUGGAGCAGCUUAUCUGGUAAAUCUGGCUUUAACAAGGAUGAGCUCAUGAUACACUGAAGCUGCAGAGAAGAAGCUUCUCCACAGAAGUGUGCACAUUCACACAGAUCAUCAGAUAGACAGGCAUGCCUUUCCACAGGGAGCAGGUCAUUUGGAUGUUUUGUUGAGCAUAUAAAGACUGAAAAUAUUAUUGGUAGGGCGGGUGUGAGUGGCAUUAAGACAUUUCCCUUCACCUAUAUCACACCCUCACUAUGUAUGUGAUGUGAAUAUGAUGAAAAAAAGGUUGGAAAUCCAGUGAAAACAUAAUAAUCUUCAACUUGCCAGCUACUGUCACAUGGUAUGUGAAAUCUCUGUGAAAGUUAUACUUCUAUGCGCUUAAACUUUGGCAACCGAGUUACUUGUCUCCGCCUGCUUAUGAGUCUGGUCCCUUAUGAAUUGCCGCAAAUAUCAUUCCUCGCACCCACUUAUACAGUUGUGUUUUCAAAUGGCCUGACUGCCUGCUUCUUUCUUUUGCAAUUAUCCUAGCUUCCCAUAGGCCAAGGAUGGGGAACCUGAGACUCUCCAAGUAUGUUGAAUUACAGUUCCCACCUUCCCUGACCAUUGGCUAUGGUAGCUGGAGCAGAAGCCUGACAACAUCUGGAGAGCCAAAGGUUCAUCAUUCGUGCUUUGGGCAGCCUUGUAAAUGUUGCUUCCUUCUGCAGUGAAAGCCCAUUCUUGCCUUCAUAGGCUACACUGGUAGCAGAGGCAGCCUGCAGAAGAUGGCCUUCAGUGCUCCCUAGUGGUGAUUGAAUAAGCACUUCAGAGGGGCUGAAUGUGGGAAACCCCCCCCCUUUCAUUAUUUAUAAAAAUUCAUGAAUUUAAUCAGGAUGGAUGUAUAAUAUAAAUACCAUUUUUAAAAUAAAAGUUUCAGUACAGUUGCUUUUAAACAACACUUUACUACCCUGAACAAAGUGAUUUUUUAAUGACUUGUUGGAACUUAUGAUCGCUAGUGUGUUCAGUCUCCACAAAUAGCACAGAUUUAGUACAUAGUAAUGGGGCAAAAUUAGGUCCUUGAGAUUUGGUAAAAGCACAAUAAUACCAGGUGCAAAUUUAGGCCUUUUUGCCAAAGGUUUGGUUUAAGUUUUAUUCUUCUCUCAAAUGACUUGGGUGUGUGCUUAUCUAUCUUGAGCCUUAAAUAAUUCCUGCUAAACUUAAUGGGAUUAUAGGGUACAAGUGAAAAAGAUUGGACUGAUUAACCCAAGUUAAAUGAUCAUCUCAGCUGGCCAGAUGGUGCUAUGAAGUGGGCAUGCCCUCAAGCUUAACAGCCUCCCUCCUUCCUCAUUAUCGCAUUGGAGGAAAUGUCAGAACGUUCGUCUUUUCUUUUCUCAAACAGAUGAAACAAAACUGAAACUCUGGAAUAUCACUAACAAGAAUGUGUUGCAUCUCCCCACCAUCUUCCAUCAUUUGCCUCAUUUGCUGUCCAAGGAGAACAGCCUGCAGCCGGCUGUGCAUGUUGGACAGGGACGCACCGGAGGUAAGUGGAUGCCGUGGGUUUCUUGUUGCUCUUUAGGCCACUUCCCUUCCAACUCUUCCCCCAUGCCUACCCUGUCCCAGACCUAACGGAAUUAUCAAAUGACAAGCUAAGGAUGCAUAAGAUUUAUAUGUUACGGCUGCUGCCAUACCUAGGCUGCUUCCUGUGGUGGCCAUUUUUGAGAAGCCGGCCGGUUGUGUGGCCAGCUUCUGAUAUGGUUGAGAUGGUGCUUCCAUGGAAAACAGCUUCCCUUUACCUGCCAAGGGCAUGUAUGGACAUGAACUUCCCAUCCUUCUCAUUCUGUUUGUGUGCACAAGGCAGCAGAGACUGAAGGAAGCUCCUGGAAAUGGUCUGGCAGGCAGUUUGCUUUGCUAGAGUCUCUCCUUUCAGUUAUGUGAACUGUUCCUUCUGCGCUUAUCUCAUUAUACACCACUUUGUGGCACAGAUGGGCAAGAUGACCUGACCAGGCUGAGCACGAGUGCUGUGUACCUUCCAUUCAGAAACUGUCUUAGGGGUAUAUUGCCUGUGCUAUAUUAUUUUAAGAGACAAUGCUUUACUGCAUAAAGUAGGGACCUUCAGGUACUGCUGCUGGUGUCUGCAAAGCCCCCUCAAUUUUCAAAAUGUUUUUAAUUUAGUUGUUUUAUUUUAGGAUGAGGUUGUUUGAUCAGGAGUUACCUUUCUUUUGGAAGGAGGGUGUUGCCUGCCUUUAUGUUGUUGUUGUUUUGACAUUUAGGUAUGUGCAUCACCAGGUUUUCUUCUGUGAAAUAUUUUAUGGUACCCACAACAAUUUCUUAGAUUUGCAAGUGUGCCCACUGGCCUAAAAAGAUUGUGGGAUCCCUGGUAUAGAGUGUCUUUUGGGGAUCUGGCUAAGCCUUUGUUAGAACAAACCCAAACCUCCAGAAGGUAAAGUACUUAAGUUACAUCUCUACUUUUGAUUCCCUCAAGUCUUGUUCUAGCAGUGUAGGGCAGAUUCUGCUUCCUCAGUCAAAAGCAAUAUGGUGUACGAGGACUCUCUGCCAGCUUACAAUCCCAGGACACCCAUGGUGGCCACUGCUACACAUCCAUCUACAUUUAGUUUGAGGGUAUUAGUUCAUUCUCCAGCAGAAGCAGCUACUGGGUGGUGCAGAACUGCUUUGCUAGCUUUCUGGAAUGUGGGUCACUGUUGCUUACUGGGAGUGGGAGGGACAAGGUGGCUGGGAGGUUGGCUUGGUGCAAACGUAGUGGCAGGAUUGCCAUAUUUGGCCCACUGGUGCAUUUGCACUGUGCCCAUCUUCCUGCUGUCUUGCCCCUCCUCCCCCCCAUGUGAACAACGGUGAUCGACCUGCCAUGAAGCUCUUGAUGUCCUGCUUGACAAGCCACCUUCAUUAUCCAGAAUAUAUGGAGAACUUUGCCAAAAACAAGUAGAAAAGGAAAUUGUGCUCCUUUGAGAUGUGAAGUAUGACAUGAGAAAGUGUGUGGUUUUUUUAGCAAGCUAACUUUAACUGUAUUUUUGUUCUGCUCAUUUACAGUAUCGAUAGUGAUGGGGAUCCCUAGUGUCAAGCGGGAGGUGCAUUCCUAUCUUACGGAUACCCUAAACUCUCUGAUCUCAGAGCUCAACCAGCAGGAAAAGGAAGACUCUGUCAUUGUUGUCAUGAUUGCGGAGGUAAAGUUAUCAUCUCACCUCCAAAUCCAGCUUUGAUAACUCCGUAUCCCUUUAUUGUCCAUCUGACAGGGACUUGAUGCUGAUCCAGGAGCCUGCAUGUAGUCAUGAAACAGCAGGAUGUCUCUCUCCACAUGGCUGCAGGCCAACUUCUCCUUUGGCACAGGGAGAUAAGUCUAACCUCAGGCUGCUGUCCGACAAGGAUCAUCGGGCACAUCCCGCCAAUGGGGCCCAGCGGGCUGUUUCCAGUGUGAAACAAUGCUUGGAUGCACUCAGCUGUAGAGGGUCAAUAUGUUAGCAGAAGGCUGCAUGGCUGUUGCCAAGAAGGCACUUGUGUAUGUCCCUUUAAUUUAAAUUGCACUCGGCUUGUUGACCUUUGCUCCAGCAGAAUGCUAGGCAGCUGUUCUAAAAAAGGGGCCUGGUACAAAAUUGCCUGCAGGGUGUUCUUUCAGGAUCCUGUGCAUUUGCUGCCACCCCCUGCUAGAGAUCCCAAAAAGAAUCUUAACUGAAAAAAAUGCCUAUGCAUUUUGCUGUACUAAAUGCCUCUCAUCAUAACCAGCUUCUGGAUUCGAGAGUUAGGAUGACCUUUGCACAUUAAUCCGCUGUGGCCACUUUUUGUCUCACGGUUUGUGUGUGUAUAUAUAUAUUUUUUUCAUGUAGCAGUCCCAUUGGGAUUAUUUGUCUCAAGCUUGAAACAAAUUAGUUUUUCUUUCUUUCCAGAAAUCCUUUCUGCAAAAAUAGCCUUCAGUAGCAAAUUAUUUCGAAGAGAACAGCAGCCCUUAAUGACCCCUUUACUGAUUCCUUUUUUCAGCAUUUAUUGAUGGUAUUUUUGUAUGUGGAAUUCCUUCCCACUUUGCAGUUAAGCAGAAGAAAAUGGCUGCAUUUGAGGAGCAAAUGGCUUCUUAUCCUAAAACGGGAGAUACUUUGCUUAGCAGAAAGGAGAACUCAGGGCUGCUUCACAUUAAGCCCAGUACAGAAUAUACUCCAGCAAAUGACGAGGCUCUGGAGCCCAGGAGGAGGCACUGCUGAUGUUGUUGCCACCAUACCUUAUGUGGCUCAGCUAUGUGGCAACAGGAAUAGUGUGGGGACAAAUACACUGAAUGGAGUGCCAGAUCUGUGCAGCAUGCUUUAACUCAUUGACUGCUGCAGACAUGGGCAGGCAGUCUGCCCUCAAGCUACUAAGUUGCCCACGGUGGGGGAAGGGCAGCCACCAGUAGGGGACCAUUGAGACCAUCUUGCCCAAAUUUCCCCCAAGACUGGAAGUUGGGCCUGCUUCACAUAUUUUUUUUCCUUUACACUUAAGUUGUUCUGUAGUGUAUCAAGGGCUGUCUGAGUCUCUCUUGCAUGUCAUGCGUGCACUGGAAAGCCUCUGUGUGCCUUUGUUUCUUGUUUUGGAUAAGGUACUCAUGCUGUCCUUUACUUACUGCCUGGAUACAUGUUGUUUUUUGUUUUUGUUUUACAAAUUAUUCAAAGAAAAAAAUGGCAUGUCAAGUAAUUUUAAGGAGCUUGAUUGGCAUGCUUUGCCUGCAGACAACACAUUUUAAUGUCUCCAUCUUAGCUUUUUAGCGAAUGUUUGUGCAUCUUGUGAAAAUUUUAAGGAGAUAGUGAACUUGAAAUACUUGGAUUUCAGGUUGCCCAGAGUGGAACUCCACUAACUGCUCCCUUAGGCAUAAGAGGGGGAUGCAAUUUUUGCUGACUUCCCCAUGCCUCUGCAGCCCCCUUUUUCUCCCCCAGUUCUGCUCUGGACAGUAAGAGAACCCUUUGGAAAAGCACGGAAAGUGGCACUAGGGGCUGCCAGGGGGAGGUUAAAUUGGUGAACAUCACCUCUUCUCUCCCCCCCCCCCCUUUUCUGCAGGAGGCUCUGCUAAAACCAAGUCACUUCCACAAAUGAAAGAAGAAUAUCAUUAUAUAUGUCUUUUGAAUGUGUGAGGAAAUUUGAAGAUCUGUUGCUCACCAAGAGACUACGGUCACAUCCACACCCUACACUCACAGAGCUAACAUUCCCAGCAUUCUUGACAAUCUAGGAUUAUUUUGGGGGGGAACCUAUGGCUGCUAAAGUGGUGUUGGGGUGCUUUAAGGCACAACUGAAAUGGAACAGGCAGAGUUCCUCUAAACUAGGUGUCUGAUGAGGAAGUGCCUUACAGAGCAAGGCAAGGUGGCAUUUCCUGAAGGCACAUGUGUACUUCUCAUUUUCUGGUGCCAAGUUCUGAGGCAGUUAUUGGAGCAGAUGCAUGCUGCAUCCAUUUACGAAGAACAUAAAGCACCUUGUCUUCAUUUUGCUGUCUGUUUUCUUAGAUCAGAAACCACUCCUUGUUUGGGAAACUGAAAGCAUCCUUGGAUUCUUCCCUCCUCCCCUCCAAAUGCACUUUUAUUGUUCUCUUAACAUUGUUUCCAAGAUGGUUCUGAUUUUGGGCAUAAAAUCCUGACCUUUCAUUCAUUCAUUAUGUUGUUUUGUUGCCAGAUCUCACUUUUCAAAUUGCCUUAUCUUGCUAUUAGGAGUCCGCUGAGAAUGUAAACACAUACUACAUCUUCUGAAGUAGGAAAUUUAAAAAUAAAGUGUAUCUGGCAGCCCUUGGCAAGACUAGCAGCACUUGGCAACAGGACAAGCAUGCUGGCAUAAGUAGGGCUAGUAAGCAUGAUCUCUGAGGUGCAGAAUAUGCAUAUUGACAACUUCUUAAAUCUGCCUGUUCUUAUUGACUUAUACUCUUCAAUUUUCCUUUGCAGACAGAUCCACAGUAUACAACAGGAGUGGCAGAAAAUAUCAAAAGCCUGUAAGCAGAAUUCUUUCAUUCUUUAUUACUACUGCAUUCAUCUUAGGAAAAAUAACAAUUUUUACCUUUAAUUUAAAAAUGAGAACAAAAGUAUUUUGGGUUUUUUUUUUACAUGUUAUGCUUCCUUCCUGAGGAAGGUUUUUCUUUCUUUUUUUACUAAGCCUAUGCAUUGAGUUUGCAUGCUGGUUAACCUUUAAUUUCCCCUCCCCUGUUAAAACAAGUUGUGAGUCUGCAUCAGUCAUGCCAUCCAUUUAUUUCCCCUUUGUUUCUUAGAUUAUCAGGAGAGUCAUUAUUUUGGAACAGCAGCAUGUGCUAUGCUGCCUUUGGCCUGUAUUUACGUUACUUGUGGGCUCCAUGUCAGUUAACUGCUGCCUUAAGAGUAUCAGUGAUCCUGGGCAGACAGUUCUUGUUAUCUUCAUUCUACAGCCUGUUCACAGCAGGAGAAGCGGCUGCUUGCCAGCAACACAGACCUCAAACCAAAAUAAGGCUUAGUUCCAACAUCAAUAUCCCUGCCAUGAUGUCCUUUGCUGCAUUAGGGUUAUAUUCUGUCUCCCUGCUGCUCCUACCAGGUCUGCAUCUGAUUUCUCCAGAGCUCUAUGUCAACCUAAUAGUUAAUUUCCAUCUCAAAGCAUUAUGUGGGUUUCCUUUUGCAGUGUCAGGGUUCUCUCAUCAAUAAGUUGCUCAGGGUGUUUUCUGGGGGUUUUAAGGAUUUGGAUGGGAGGCUCUGGUGGGUUUGGUUUUUUAAAAAUGAUUAGCGAGCUUGUAGAAGACACUGGGCAAGAAUUAGUAGCAUCAGUGCUCAGAGGACAGAAGAUUUAGAAGAUAAUGGUAAUGGAAGAGUCCCCGACUUCAUUACCGCUUCUGCAUUCUGCAUGUUGCCUAUUAAUAACAGCAGCCAAGAUCAAGACGUGGAAAAAAGGAUGUGACCUACUAACUAAAGUUUUGCUCCCUGAGCUGUACAGGUGAUGAGAGAAGGCUCUUGUAAUAGCUAAGGUGGGAGUCAUUGUGUUUCCAGUGCUGAUGAAGAGUCUGUGGCUUAUGUGGAGCCUGGCAAAUUCCUUUUGGCUCUGGACGAGACCACACAAUUAUCAAGUCAUUAUAGGGCUGACUGUGUAAUGGACCCCAAUGAAAUGGAUGGACAUUGUCUUGGAAAGCAGUUCUCUGUCAGAUGCCUCAAAUGUUUCCCUUUUAUCAGUUUAGCAAUUUGAUUUCCGAACACACAUGCACGCACACGCGUGCAUGCACACAAAUGGCUUGUUUUAGCUCCCUUAAACUGAACAGGAAGAACCAUGUGGGGAGGGGAAAUACAGUGGUGGCAAAUGCCAUCUUUAGUUUAGAUGGCUUAGAGGAAAAGCAAUUGCUCCUGUAUCAAGAGAACAGCUUUCCCAAUUAGAAGCCACCGUUCAAAUAUUGCAGAAAGAUGAUUAAUUGAAAGGAACACAAAGUUGUCAACAGGAAAUAGCCAACGCACACACACCGCACCCCACAAUGAGGCAGUGCGUAGACAGAAAGGCUACUUUUUUAUUCCUCAAUCCCACUGCUGGUUCCUGUCGCCUUGCAAUCACUUGAUUAAGAAAAAGACUUACUACAGGGCACAUGCUGAGACUGAUUAUCUACAGGCAAACACUGUCAAAACAUGUAUUAUUUAAGGGCUGCCAAAAACACAGAUGCUUUUUGGAAUUUGAAUGUGUACUGGUAUAUUGAUGUAACCCUAUGAAAAGACAUUUAAACAAAGUGAAAAGUGAACGAGUCAUUAAUUGACCCUUGGAAUAGUAGUAGUAGUAGUAGUAGUAGUAGUAGUAGUAGUAGUAAUAAUAAUAAUAAUAAUAAUAAUAAUAAUAAUGUAGUAGCUCGGCCAUGACAGGAAAAACAUCAAAGUAGUUGACUUUUCUAAAGAACAGGGAGACAAAAUGUAGUGAUGUAAUCUUUGUAACAGAAUAUUAUAUGUCGCUUUGGCCUGCCUGGGGAAAGAUAAAAUGACUAACAAAUUUAAUAAUUAAAUAUUGACUUAAUGAAGAUUCAGAUCUGCAUAUAACACAGAUAACAUCAGAAAUAAAAUGAAUUGGGAACCUGUCUAAUCUAAACUGCCUUGUGCUCCUUUGGGAGAAAGGAAAGGACACACAUUUAACAAAUUAUUUAUUUUAUUUACAUCCUAUUUACAUCCUGCCCUUCCUCCUGAAGGAGCCCAGCCAGCAGACACAGUAAUAAUAACACAUUAGAAAUCAAAACUAAAUGCAGUUUUAAAACAUUCUAAAAACAGUUACAAACACACUCAACCAGGUCCUACUCCAACACUCUUCAUCAUACAGACACACAUGGCUAGUGGUCGGGGUGAGGGCAGUUGGGAGUCCCAACAACAUCAAGAGGGCUACAGGCCCCACAUCCAUGAACUAGGGGGAGGAGCUAGUACCCAGUUGCCUUUUGUAACAAUCAGGACAUUUAGCAUGUAAUACGUAAAAAUUCACAAUAAACAAACAAGCAGGCAGACAAGCCCUCAUACUGAGCAGCAUUCAAAAGUAAUGUUCAUGUAAGAAUGGGGCACAAGUGUGGUAGGAAAAUCUAACUUCACCUUCCACAAGCUACUGUAAGGUAUUUGAGAAAUCCAAGGCAGGGGGUGAGCUUUUCAAAAUGGCAACAAUUCCCCCUGCUGCUGUUUCUUCUGUUUUUAAAUAGGACCUGAAAGCACAGUAGCUCCUGUGGAGGUUUUCUUCCCCAGAGCUUUUAAUGUCGUCCUGGCCUGUGGUGUGCCAUGAUUUUCAGGCUAUUAAUCGCUAGUGUUGGGUUGCAUUCUCCUCUUUGCAGAAAGUCACAGCUUCUUCCUUACUUUUUUUUUUGCUCCCUCUCAGGUUCCCCAAUGAAAUACAUUCUGGCCUUCUAGAAGUUAUUUCCCCUUCUCCACACUUCUACCCAGACUUCUCUCGUCUCCGGGAAUCUUUUGGCGACCCCAAGGAAAGGGUCAGGUAAGAAAGAACCUGCUGACUGGAUACCUACUGGCACUCUGUGUUCGUCUGCCCCGCCCCCCACCACCAUGGCUUUGUAAGAGAAGAAAACAGGCAUUUAAAGGGAGCAAAUAGAGGUUGUUGGCUGUUGAAUGGCCCAUACUUCUUUUCCAAAAUGUAUUUGCCCGAGCAAGCUGCUCAGAUUGUGAACAGCGUUGUUUCUCUUAUCUUGUGACUCCAAUGGAAUGUGUUCCUUGGAGCUAGUGCUAUUAUUCACACAAUUGCUAAUCAUGUGACAGCUCUUUUAAUUUAACAUAAGCAGCCCCCGCAGCAAAGGGUGGGGAGGACACAACCCUUUGCUCCAACUGCAGUUCUGAUCCAGAUGUUGGCCCCUCCCAUGGCAAUUUGCAUCAGGAAGGAAACUCCCACUGGCACCCACAGGGAAAAAAUUUCUUAAAGCAAAUAGCAGCCAGAAGGGGGCUGGAUAGAAAGCUGCCUUAUGCAGAGUCAAGACUGCUGUUGGUCCAUAUUGCUUACACUGAGUGGCAGCAGCUCUCUGGGAAUUCACACCAAGGACAUUCCCAGCCCUGCCUGGCUCCAGGGAUUGAACCUGGAGCUUUUUGCAUGUAAAGCAGGUGCUCUGUCAAUGAGCUGUGGCCCUUCCCCACGAAAGUAGGGACUGUGGCCGGGACAAAAGGUUAAAUCUCUUACUCCCCACCCCUCUCCUCAUGCUGCACCGCCUCCCAUGACUGUUCCGUUACUUAGAUUUUUAAAACUACACGUUGCUAAUCCCAUGAAUAACAACAGAUGUCGUUGGGUCCUAAAAUCACCUAGAGUCCAAGCUAGAAUGAUAGCUAUGCACUCAGAAUAGAUCUGGAACUCAUUAUGGUCUCAGAAUGAGAGUGUACCGGAUUCUGAAUUCCCUGCUGAACUUGUGUUUUUCUCCAUUGAAAGCACCUGCUUCCUGCCAGCAAUGGAACAACUUUCUGCCUUGUGUGCCAUUAUAGCCUUUCUCUAUUUUAUAGGUGGAGGACUAAACAGAACCUAGAUUAUUGCUUUCUAAUGAUGUAUGCACAGUCCAAAGGCAUCUAUUAUGUCCAGGUAAGUUAAACAUUGGCUAAAGUAUAGAUUUUGUUGCUCCCAGCAAGGAACAUUUUGUCUGGGUCCUUGAUCAAAACACAAAAGUAUGUGUGGGAAGGCUGUGUUUUAGAAGGGGAGAGGGUACAUACAGUAGACCAUGUUGUUCAUUAUUUUGAUCUGGCUCUUAUGUGUUGCAUUAAAAGUGUUAAUUUUAACCCUUUCUUGGGUAAGACCUUGGUGUUCUAACAGCAGUUGGCCAGAUGAAUUUUGCUAAGAUUUAGAUGGGGAAAUUAUCACUUUAACCUUCACAAGAUUUGAGGGAGGGCCAUAGUUAAGGAGCAAAGCAUUUGCUUUGAAUGCAGAAGGUCCCAGAUUCAGUUCCUGGCAGGGACAGGCUCCUGGCUGCAGGUCUGUGUUGACAGCACUGAGCCAGAAGGAUCAAUGGUCUGACUCGGUAUAAGAUAGCUUCAUAUGUUCCUAAAUCCUGAGUUAGCUGGAGUGGUAGAAUGGGACGUUUUGGUUUUUUGUUUUUUGUUUUUUUAAAAAAAAGCAUUUCAGCUUUGACAUUAUGUGGUCUUGACUUGGUAGCCUAACUGUGGAAUCAGCAUAUUGCUGCUGGUACCUUAUUAUGUAACAUGACUUAUGAUAGCAGGGUCUAUUUCUAAUGUUUGCCUGCUUCCAAUGGCUAGAAAAACAAGAUCCGUGUUUGAUUAUGGGAAUAGAUCUUUUCUUGUAUAAUGCUGGCAUGCCUGGAGCUAAUUGACCAUUACUGAUUGAGUAUUAUUCAUUAUUUUAGUUCGUUUAACAAAAACAGGAAACUACUGGAAGGUUUUGUCUUCCUUAUUAAAAUCCUGUCCCUGGCUAGAGGUUUCUUCCUCCCAUUUUUGCUUGUUGGACAUGUUGUAGGGUAGAGUUUUUCUUCAGCAGAGUGCAUGAUCUGUCACGAGUACUGGCAUCUCCCACUGUUUGUUUUGUAGCUGGAAGAUGAUAUUGUAGCCAAGCCAAACUAUCUCAGCACAAUGAAGAACUUUGCUCUGCAGCAGCCAUCAGAAGAAUGGAUGAUCCUGGAGUUCUCGCAGCUUGGGUUUAUUGGUAAGGCUCCCCUCAACAUAGCACCAACAGCACCUUCAAGUGCAUUUUGCUUAGGGGCGAAACCUCUCCCAGCGGCGUGUGCUUCAGUGCUGUGCCUAACUCUGCCUGCAGGAGAAAGAAAAGCACCAUCCAUGUUCUCAGUUGUGCUUCUUUUGGCACGAAUGGAACACAAAAGUUGUGACAGUUGCACUCUGGCUUCCUCCAAACUCAAUGCAGAACACAAAGAACAUACAGCAAAGCCAGCCAUCUCUAGUUUCACUUUGCUUUUUUGUGUGACACAAAUGUUUUAUUGAUGUGGCUUGUUAAACAGGCCAAGCGUCUUAAGAGGCUCUAGUUACUAGCUGGGAGGAGCAGCUGGUUCGUGUGCAUGCUUGUCUUGUGGAGAUGGAAAGAGAGAGGUGUUAAGCAGCCCUGUAUAGGGAAGUUUUUUAAUGUUUGAUGUCUUACUGUGUUUUAAUUUGUUGAAAGCCACCCAGCGUGACUGGGGCAACCGAGUCAGAUGGGCGGCAUAUAAAUUUACUACUACUACUACUAAUUCUACUACUGUGAUGUUAAAACAGCAGAAAUCCUCCACUGAUUACAGGUGGAAGAAAACCCAAUCUUUCCUACCACUCCUAUUUGGGUGGCAACAAUAUUGGAAGGGAUAUGGGGGCACUGAAUGCAACUGAAUCAGGAACUGGAGAGGUGGCCUUGAAUGAAGCCUAACAGGAAAGGUUGCUUCAAACCUCCAUUCCAUUUAAGGAGCAGAGCAGACAUGGCUCAUGGACAAACAAAAUAAUAAUAAUAAUAAUAAUAAUAAUAAUAAUAAUAAUAAUAAUAGAUAGAUAGAUAGCAUUAGUAGUCUACCUUUCCUUCAAUGAGCUCAAGGUGGCUUAUAUAGUUGUCCUCUCCAUUUUUCUCUCACAACAACUCUGUGAAGUAGGUUGGACUGCGAGAGGAAGUGGUCCAAGGUCACCCAGUAGGCUUCAUGGCUGAGUAGGUGUUUGAAACCUGGUCUCCCAGGUUCUAGUUCAACACUCCAACUGGUACUCCACACUGGUUCUCUAUAACUUAAUCAAAGUUGGGUUAAGAAGUAUCCUCUUCAUUCAUUCAUUUGAAGUGUUUCUGUACCGCUUUUCAAUAUCACCUGGGCCCGGGAGAGGGCUUUUCACUAUACUGAUGCAGCAAGUGAGAAGGCCCUGCUCUGAGUGGGUGCUUAUCUUGAAACAACAAACGGUACCUCAAGCAGGAUCUCAUUGGCAGGCCAUUAAAGCACAAGGUGUGUGUUCAUUAGGUUCAUUUGUAAGAAAAAAUAAAUUUCCAAAAGUUGUAGGAGGCAGACCUAUUGCACUCUUCAAAUGCAGGGAUGGCUGGCUGAGUGACCUCUGGCCCUGCAGAUGUUGCUGAGCUACAUCUCCAGCCCCAGGCAGUGAGCAUGGCCAGUCAUCAGGGAUGAUGGAUGUCAUAGUUCAGCAACAUCUGCAGGGCCACAAGUUAGCCACCACUGCUUCAAUACUACAUUUCUCCCUAGAAUAGCACAUAUUGAUUUUAGGCUGUGCUGGGGCAAAUACAGUCCACUCUUAUAAAGCCCUCACUGAUAUGAUGCAUUAACUUUAUUUACAGUGUCUGACCUCCUGUGAGGAGGUCAGAACAUGUAGCAAAAUGUACUUCCGGCCCGCAGACCACUGUUUGGAGAAUAGACUGGCCCCUGAGAACAUAGAAGUUGGCCUAAAGUCUUGGUCAAGAGUUGUGUGUAAGAGCACAGCCAUAUGUAAGGGGUUAGCAGUGUGCCAGUAUUAGAUUCUGCUAAUUGGCUCAGCAUUAGCAGGCUGAAUGCCUUAAAAAGAAGUUCACAUCUGUAGAGAAUACUCCAGGGCAAGGAAAGGGUUGUUUCUCUGAUCCAACAUGCAUUUCUAAUUUUUCUCUCUUGUCCACACUUUCAGGGAAGAUGUUCAAGUCUUUGGAUCUCAGUCUUAUUGUGGAAUUCAUACUCAUGUUCUAUAAGGACAAGCCCAUAGACUGGCUCCUGGAUCAUAUCCUCUGGGUAAAAGUCUGCAACCCAGAGAAAGAUGCAGUAAGUUAACCCCAAAUUAGUUGAAAUGGUCUCCUCCUAACUUAUGCAGAUGUGCCUUUUAACGAAAUGAUACUGAAAUUAUGCAGGGAUUCUGCAGUGGGUCUUUUUUAAGGUAUAUUGAAUCUCUUUUAAAUUAAAACCUGAAUUCUGUAAAGGAUGGAAUCACUUGUGGAGAUGUUAAGGAAUACUGGGUGUUGGCUGGAGGGGAUACAAUUUGUGGUUCCUAAAAGCUAUUACAAGCCACAGAACUCCUCCCUCUGGCAUGCUGUGAGAUGCUGCCCAAAACAAGAGAGUUCCUGGCACUGGAGAGAGAUGGGCUGGUUUGCAUUGCUUUGAUGCAAAAUGCUCUCCAAUAAAAACACAUCAAAUAGUUAGGUGAUGAAGUAAUUCUUGCAACUGGAUGCAAGGUAGUCAGAAGAUAAUCAUUUGUGAUAUCAUACUUAAUGUUUGCUUAUUCUUAAGAGACAACAUUUAGUACCCAGAAUAAGACUCAGCUACUGCCUACCUCCUUGCCUGGUUCCAGUCUACCUUUAGCUCCCACAUGUAGCCUUUUCUGGAACAAACAAAACUUGUUCGCUCACCCCUGAGCACUUAACGCUCAGGAAAGACCAGCAGUUGCCACAGAAAGAAAUAUCUACUUUUCAAAAGCGACACUUUGCUUCCGCUCAGCUGAGGCUGACUAAUACCUGGUUUGCUGGGUGGACACUGAUUUUCCCCGGGCUGGGAUUUGCCUUGUGGUUUGCUCUGUGUCAAUAUAAUGAGGUGUUGCUGGUGUUUAUCUUGUUUUCAAGGCCUUGAACUAGAAGAUAGUUUCAGUGUCACUGUGCAUCCACCUUCGCUUGCCUUCCCCUUCCAAAUUCCCCCCUCCCGCCCCCUGGCAUGCUUUCCAGGGGAUCCUGAGAGCAUCUAAAUCAUUGUCUAUUUUAAAAUGUAACCUAGUUCCAGCAUAGAUUUCUGGCUCCCACUCCUGCUGCUUGCCUGAUUAACUCUGCACAACAGUCUUUUAAACCAGACUUGCUCUUGUAAAUCCUGCUGUGUAGAAUCAAAUUGGUAACUUGUAGGAUUUGUCUCCUUGAUUGAAAGUUUGCCUGACCUGAGGUUUAGUGGUGAAAUGCUUUGCCUGAUCUGAAUAUCUCUUCCUUUUGUCUGAAAACCAACUGUAGCUGCUUUCAUUAGCUGCAUCGGUAACAACAAUAAGAAGGCACAAGGCAGAGAGUGGAACCGCUCUUGACUGCUGUGUCCCACUUAACAUCAGGCAGGAAGGAGCCCUUUGCUAGCUGCAUUCAGGAAUUCUCUCAUGAGUGGAGCCAGGUUUUUAAUUUUCUAAAGUAAUGAGAGCUGGAUUAGGGGAUUAUCUUGGAGCAGGGCUUCAGGGAAUAUGCCUGCAAUGCCAAGUGUUGCAGGUAGUACAAAUGGUUUUGCGAAGCAACCUGUGUCUGUGAGAGAGGGCUGCCUCAAGGGGCCCCUUCUUACACAUAUUAGGUAGACAGUUAUAUUGGCAGUGGAACCACAGGUGACUGCCAUUCCUAAAAUGUGCAAGUUCUUGGUCUUAAAAAGGCCUACCCAGUGGGAUUUGUGAGUUCUAUUGUUAUUGUUUUCUGUUAUAUUUGUUUAAUAAUUUCCUAGCUAAAGAUUAAUUUAGCACCUCACAUUGAUAAGAAUGUACAUCCAGACCACCACUUCUUGGGACCAGCCAUAAAGUAUGUCACACCUCAAGAAACGAGGGGGGAAUGCAAACGUGUGACAGACAGAAUUUUUGUAGGGGACAAAAAUGGGGCAGGGGUAGGUGAUGCCUUAAAAAAAGGUCAGAGAGUGACAUGGUUUGGGUAGAUUUCAUUUUGCUUUGUCUUUUGCUGCUCUAGUCCUCCUAAUGGUUGCAUGUUUUCCUGCACAUAAAAUUGCAGGCUAAGAUUUUAAAUAUGUUUUCCUUAAUAAAUGCUGGCAUCAGGCAAUCACACCUUUUAUACACCCGUUUGCCAUUUGCCUCAUGAAAGGGAGGCAGGGCAAGGCAGUGGGAAAUGACCUUGGGAAAAGAUAAUAAAAUAGUAUUCUUAAGUAGGCAGCUUUAGCUUAUUCUAAGAGAAAUUAGCAAGCGAAAUUAACAAGAUGAAUUGGCGCAAGGGUUCAGCGGCAUACAUCUACAGACUUUUAAAAGAGAAAAAAAGCCUCUAGUGAUGGAGGAGGAAGUGUCGAUAAUGAGUAGACAAGAAGAGAAACAGCUUCAGACUUGCAUCUAGACAAGUUUUGUAUUUUAGGAAUGUGGUGGUAGAAGUGAAAGUGGUAUUAGGUGCAGAUUAUACCUCCUUUUCACAGUACUAUAAGUAAAAGAAUAGUCUGCGCAUGUGCCAACUUCAAAAGCUUAUUUGCUCAGCGCUUAGUUUCUCCUUCAUGCCUAUGUGUCUCUAUUCUUCAUAAGUCUCCUACGUGCAGCAUAUUUUCAUUCACAAAUGUAUUCUCAAACUCUCCCAGGUGACAGAGUUGGGCAGGGGAUUUUUUUUAUUUUAAGAAAAAGUGCCACAGACUUUCUUGGUACCACUCUAGAGUUGAUCAAAAUUUUCUCUUUUACAAACUGAUGGUAGAAACAGAAGGUGGCUCAGUUUCCUCUUAGCAAAAUGAGACAGUUGCAAUGAGCAUCAGCAAAAUAGUAUUUUAUGAACAAAGAAUACAAACAUAUGAAGUUGGGAGGAAGGCCCAUGAUUUAUCCCGACAGCUACUUAAUUAAUUUAACAGUAAUGGCACAUUCAUGAGACUACACCAGCCAGAAGGUCAUAGCGUCCAGAUUCCCAAGGCUGCCUCUUUCCCGCCUCCUUCCCAUUCCCUGACUCUAGCAAGUUGCUAGAGAUCAACAAUACAUUGUUACUCAGGCUCCAUAUAAACAGCCAAGCAUGUAUCAACAAAACGAAGGGCAAACAUGUGUGCACAAGUUUAUAUAUUUAUACUAAUCAUUAUGUUCCUCUUUUAGAGUUGAGUCUAGCAGCCUGGCUCAGUUGAAAUCCCAUUAAAGAACACAUUCCUGAGCUGUACUUCAUUCUGACUCACUAGUGGUGACACCAAAAUUGAGCUGGACAGCUGAUCUCAAUCCAUAUCCAUCAUCUUUUAAACAUUUUUAAGAAGUUGCAAUACCAGUCAAGGGAAGAUAGUGGUCCACUUGGAACUAGACCUUCAUACCAACUUUGAUGUAGAUGAAAGCAUACCUGUUUUAAGUGUGGCAGAAACAUUUUAUACACACAUUUGCUGCAUUCUGAGGUAUUUGUUUUCAGGGUAGUAAAUAUGUAUUAAAAAUACUUUCACAACACUUAGGCUGUGUACACACUAUACCUUUAAAGCAUGUUCAAAGCACAUUCUGUCUUUCAAAGAAUUCUGGGCAUGGUCGUUUGUAAUUCUGUGUAGGGUAAACUACAGGGCCAAGAAUUAUUUGAGGGAUAGAAUGUGUUUUAGUGUGCUUUAAAUGUAAUAGGAGGGAUUCAAAGUACAGUCAUACCUUGGAAGUCGAACGGAAUCCGUUCCAGAAGUCCGUUCGACUUCCAAAACAUUCAGAAACCAAAUUGCGGCUUCUGAUUGGCUGCAGGAAGCUCCUGCAGCCAUUUGAAGCCACAGAAGCCCUGCCAGACGUUCGGCUUCCCAAAUAGUUUGCAAACCGGAACAGUCACUUCCGGGUUUGCGGUGUUCGGGAGCCAAAACGCUUGAGAACUAAGCUGUUUGAAAACCAAGGUACAGUGGUACCUCGGGUUAAAUCCUUAAUUCAUUCCGGAGGUCCAUUCUUAACCUGAAACUGUUCUUAACCUGAAGCACCACUUUAGCUAAUGGGGCCUCCUGCUGCUGCCACGCCGCCAGAGCCCGAUUUCUGUUCUCAUUCUGAAGCAAAGUACUUAACCUGAAGCACUAUUUCUGGAUUAGCAGAGUCUGUAACCUGAAGCGUAUGUAACCUGAGGUACCACUGUACGACUGUAGUGCAGUGGCAGUUUUUUAGUCAGCGCAAGCAUUUCAGCUUGCCCCAUGGAACAAUAAUCUCUCUCUUCCUCUGCUCCACUCUUCUGGGGUUGUCUCAACACUCCCCAGAGCCCAUUUCUGGAGCUUUACAGGAGAGAAGCCACGUUGUGCUAGCAGAAGCACUUGUGCUGGCUUCCUCUAGUGCAGGGGUCAGCAACCUUUUUCAGCCGUGGGCCGGUCCACCAUCCCUCAGACCACGUGGUGGGCCGGACUAUAUUUUUUGGGGGGGAAAGGAAUGAAUUCCUAUGCCCCAUAAAUAGCCCAGAGAUGCAUUUUAAAUAAAAGGACACAUUCUACUCAUGUAAAAAACUCUGAUUCCCGGACCAUCCGCAGGCUGGAUUUAAAAGGCGAUUGGGCCGCAUCUGGCCCCCGGGCCUUAGGUUGCCUACCCCUGCUCAAGUGGGACUCAUUAGCUGAAUCCCACCCAUUGUGUGUACACAGCCUUAGGGUGAAGAAGGAAAUAGCAGCUUAAGUGUGGUUUGGACAUGCCUUCUUUGAAGCCACUUCUUUCACACUUACAGGUGAAAAGUAAUUGUGUCCCAAAUGGCAAACUUGACUGAAAGUGGUUAACGAACCUAUUUCCUACUUUGUGCUUCCUCCUAAGUGGGAAGCACAAAUCUUGAUAUAUAUAUAUAUUAUUAUUAUUAUUAUUAUUAUUAUUUAUUAUUAUUUUAGAAACAUUGUGACAGACAGAAGGCAAACCUGCGGAUACGCUUCAAGCCCUCACUCUUCCAGCACGUAGGAACCCACUCCUCCCUCGCUGGUAAAAUACAGAAGCUGAAAGUGAGUAUGUGACGUCAUAGCACUGGGAAACUGCAUCCCUAUGCAUUGGGCAAAUUUAUAUGUAAAAUGUGAUAAGUUUUCAAAUAUGUGUAGCAGUUUAGGCAGGGAAAGCAGGUGCUUUCAAAUGCAGGUGCCUUCCCUAGGGAAGAGAGGUCAGUUGUGCUUCUUCUGCAGAGAAGGAGUGGAUGCGUCACUGACAGAGUAUGAAAGAAAUUGUUAAUGGCUUGGAAGCAAAGGCGAGGCAUCGGGGUCAGGAGCCAAGGGAACUGGAGCAUGGCAGGUAUCAACUCUGAUUAAUAGCUGCUAGCUAGCGUUCAGUAGCUAUGUGUUGCAGCAGCUUUAAAAGCCUCAUAUCAGCAGUGUUCUUUGGAAAGUGAGUCUGGGCAGAGGACAGGAACGCCAUGCAAACAUUUGACUGUAAAACUUGGGCAUUAUGAUACAUUCAAGAGUUGUACUAGUUUCAGGGAGCUCUACCAAAACUACAAUCUAAAGAUCUAGUUCUAGGAUUCUUAAGUUUCUCCUUCUCUCUCUCUCUCUCUCUCUCUCUCUCUCUCUUUCUUUCUUUCUUUCUUUUCCACCCUUUCCCAAGGAGAGGGCUCAGGAGAGAGGGGUAUUGCCAGAGGCAUCACAGAAAUAGGGAGUUUUGAGGAUAGAUUUGAAGACAGAGUGAGAAGGGCAAUGUUGCAUGUGUUCUUGGAAGGGAGUUCCAGGCAUGUGGGGCAAUGUGAGAGAAAGGGCAGACAGAAGCUGGGGUGGGGUGGGAGGGAGGGAGUUUGAAGAGCAGCAGUUAUGCAAACUAAUAUUUGCUUAUUUGUCUGUUUCUCUUUGCUUUAUGUAUACCCCUUAAUAGAUUUCUUUAUUUUUGAUUAAGAGGAUUAAUUAUAUAUUUUUUCUAAACAAAAAUAAUAAUAAACAAUCUUAGUCAGGGAUAUAUUGACAUACAAGCGUGGAAAGAAAAGGGGAGCCAAGGCCAUGGUGUGCUUUUGAAGAUAAGAGUGAGGGGUUUGUCCUGGAUCCCAGGGUGGACAGGAGGCCAGUGCUGAUAUUUAAAGAGAGGCAUCACAUCAUCUGAGAGACUGGAGUGAUGAGAGAGGUGAAUGAUAGAAAUGAGUGGCCUGAGCAGUGACAACAGAAGCCCAGCAAGGAAAAGAUACAAAGGCAGGAGAUGACUGGAUUGUGAACCAGAGUUUCUUGCUGGAUGUAUUUUCACCAUGUGCAGGCAGAAGUGACAUGACUUUGGUGAUGGACUGAAUAUAUAGAGGGAGCAAAGCGGAGGGAGAGAGCAGAGAUAAAGCUAAGGUUUUUUGAAGCCCAAACAGCAGCCUGGAUGGUGAUGAUGUUCAUUGGCUCAGGGGAUACAGAACGAGAGUGAGGCUAGGGAGGAAAGAUUUUAAACCCCCUUAAUUAAAGCAGCCCCACCACUGCCAUCAGAAUAGCAGUAUUUCCACAAAAGUGCAAUGGGAGUAGGAAACACAGUUUUAUAUAGUUUAAAUUGUUUUGCUUUUACCUUGCAUGUUGAGGACAAAGAUUUUGGAAAGCAAGCGCUUCGAAAAGAACACGUCAACCCUCCUGCAGAAGUUAGCACCAGUCUGAAAACCUACCAGCACUUCUCCUUAGAGAAAGCGUAUCUGAGGGAAGAUUUCUUUUGGGCAUUUACCCCCACGGCGGGUGACUUCAUACGCUUUCGCUUCUUUAAGCCCCUACGCAUUGAACGGUGAGUAUAUGGAGAUUUGUGGGGGAAGAUUAGCUUGACAUUUAAAAGUCACUCAUCCCCUCUCCCCUGUGGUAGGACAAGAGUUCAUCUGAAAGGCAGGUUGCGUCUCAUCCACUCAUCGCCCUGCUUCUCCCACAUACGGCCUUUUAGCUUUCAGUUCUGCCUGCACAGCCUUACAGAUAGUAAACUAAAGCACAGAUGAAAUUAAUUGGCUUUUUCAGUUACAAAAGGAAUUCUACCCAAGUCUCAAUGGUGCCCAAGUCACCUAGACCCCAUCUUGCUUUCUAACAGGGUAUGCUUAAUUAGGUUUUGUUUGCUUUGGUUCCGAUACCAUUGUGAAUCAUGUGUAGUCAAGAUUUGAGCGCUUUCAUGAAAGUUCAGCCUGUCUCUGUGUGUUUCCUCCCUUUAGUGGCUCUAUGACUGAGGUUUUGCCUCAUUUUGAUACCACUAAGAAAUAUUCAUCUACAAUAGGAAUGAGGAACCUGUGGCUCUUCAGAUGUAACUAGACUUCAAAUCCCAUCAGUCCCAGCCAUUGAUAUGAGGCUCAUGAGCGGGAGAAUUCUGUUGCACGCAUGUCUUGCUUGUGAGCUUCCCAUAGGCAUUGGGCUGGCCCCUCUGAGAGCGUAAUGAUAGGCCAAGCAGGGCUUUUGUGGUCCACCGGUCUCUGGAGGGCCACAAGUUGCCAUUCCAGGGGAGGAAUUCAACGUAGUGCUGAGUUUAUUGCGUCAGCUUGCCAGACAGAAUGAUCUCCCUUCUCCUUCCCCCAUGUGGUGGUCUAGGGGUUCCCCUAACACACACGCUCCAGACAAUUUAGGAAGGCGGUGGGAAGUGAGAGGGCAAAAAGUCCUAUUGUGCUAGCAGAAGAAUCUUGCACUGGCUUCUACUAGCAGAACUCAUGAACUGAAUCUGGCCCCUGGUCUACAACUUAAAUCAUGUUCAGGAAUUAUGGGGAAAAUUGAAUGUGGUAUGUAGAAGUCCAUUUGUUUGUUCAAUUUCCAUGAGCAUUUAAUGUCCGGGGUGGGUGGGUGUUCUCCCUCUCCCUCUUGAUUUGUUAACAUGGGAAUGUCUUGUGUGUGUGGCUUUAUCCUUCCCAGAAUCCGCUCAGGAAGCACAGGGAGUCACUUCUUACUUUUCCAGCUUGGUAUCACUGAAUAGUGAACUGUUCUCAUCACAGGAGUAGAUAAUUGCACUUCUUACUGAUAUUCAUUCAUAUGCGAUGGAGUGCUUAAUUUGGAAGCGCAAUCAAACAAUCAAUCCAUAAUUAGUUGUUUGUGCACUUAGAGUCAUCUUUCUCUCACAUGCGGCUUUCUGUGGGAAGAGAGGCCCCUGUUGGGUGAGCUUAUGCCUGGUGGGGUCCUUCUGUGUUACAUGCCCCGUGAAGCUGUGCAUUCAUUGCUGGUUCCUGCCCCACAGGUUUUUCUUUCGCAGUGGCAAUAUUGAACACCCAGAAGACAAGCUCUUCAACACAACUGUGGAAGUGUUACCUUUUGACGUAAGUUUACUGAGCUUACCAUAGGAGUUCAGGUGAGGUGGGAGACCAAGGUUUAGGAGAUUAUAACCCAGAUUUUUGUUACUUUGUGGUUGGAUACCAUGAGAAGAAUAUGUAUGGGGUCAACAGGCUUAGCAAUGGAAGCUUCUGAGAAGCCUGUGCCACCUAAUCUGAAUUCCAAUUCUAAAUCCUGAGGCAUUAUUCUGAAACCUAGGAGCAAGCCUGCUUAUUUGUUCUCUAUUUAAAGUACACUACCUGUGGCAGGAAAAAGGUAGUCCUUACAAGGAAUAUUUUAAUAGACUUUUUUUUUGGGGGGGGGGUCCUUGAAAGCAUAGAGAAAGUCUUCCAGCAACCCAGUAUGCUGGAGUAAUUCUGUGUCUCUUAAAAAGUAAACAUUGCCUGAUGUUUUAUGACCAUAGUGGUUUAAACUGUACCCGCAGCAGGCUGCCUAAAUCCUUCUUCCUGGCUUUUUGCAAAGAUUGUCUCUUUUCCUGCACAGAGUCUCCAGUCAGAUAAGGAAGCCCUGCAGGAGGGAAGAGCAACAGCAUUCAAGUACCACAGGACAUCUGACGGCUACAUACAGAUAGGUAAAUUGCUGGUUCAAGGCAAACAGCAGCCUGCUGGUUGUGGAUAAUGCACUGUGGUAUGUUGCUGUUCAGAUAACACAAUUACGCAGAGAGUGAUUGCAUGGAAGGUUUCAGGGGUGAGAGACAAGCUUAUCUUGAAUUAAUUAGCAUCUCCCACCCCACCCUUGACCUGGAAUUUAGAGUGAAAGUCAUUCACUCAGAACACACAUGACAUUUUUGUCAUUUUCCCAAGGGUUAGAAUUUGCAUAUGUCUUCAUUUUAAAGACUUUGCUGAGGUGGAUUUUCUCGGCUAACACUGUGCAAAUGCAAAUGUUGACAACACUGCAGAGGUCAAGAAGUACGGAUAAACCUGAAGGACGGAAAGAACAGCUUGAUUAUACAGUUAAUCUCGAAUUGUUCUUUGGGGCAGUAAAAAAAGAAAAGAAAGGAAAUGAAAAGUGUUUUCUCUUUAGUUCUCUUCUUAAGCACAUUGAUGGGUGGAAUCAGUGGAGCUUGUUCUCAUGUGGUGUCUUUUUAUGAUUGGAGCUUUGGUGCUCAGUGGCAGAAACCAUUCACUGAUCCUGCUGCUCUUUCUGGGCAGCUUCCAGCAUCAUCUCCUCUGCCUACUUGCUUUCUGAAAACAAUUUCAGGAACUAGGGGAGCUAAUGGUUACAGGUUUACAUCUUCCUGCCUGUAGGAAUGGUAUCUUGUUGUGGGUCUGAAACCCUACUCUGAGCACCUUCCACAUGUGCCAGCCAGUGGCUGUGUCAUGGUUGAUUUGUUACCAGUUGUUUUUGUUUUUUUAACAAGUCAAAAACUAUGCUAGGGGUUGGACUUAGAUUACAUACUUCUGGCCCCAGUAACUUUCAGAUCUCACUGAGCGUCUAUGUGUCUGGGAUUGGGGGAAGGAGGACAUGGAAGAGGGAUGUUUUGUAUUUGAAAAGUUGUAAUACCUCCAGGGAAUAAGCAAAAGCAAAAGGGAGCAAGAGCUGUAACAUCAGAAGUGGUCCUCAGUUUUAUGCAGUUAUUUUGUGUGAAUCAGAGAAUUCCUUGAUUGUUGAGAGGCACAAGCUAUAGCUGAGCAAAUAUCAUAGCUGCACCAUGUAAGCAAUCUGUGCAUUCUUAUUGCUAGAAUGGCUUAAGCCUCAUUUAGCACCAAGUCUGAGGCUGCGUACACGUUAGUGGCUUAAAAUGAAGCAAAGUCAUUAUUCCCUGCCACUUUUCCAAGUCAUAUUUGCACAUUUCUGUACACACCAGAGGUAUGUCUUCACCCAAACUGCAUUAGCUGUUUGGUUUUGCUGUGCCUUCAAACCUCAUUUAUGAAGCUGUGAUCUGCACAUGCCCAUCCCAGAGGGAUUGCAGUCCUCUUGAAAACAGGCUGUUUUGGAAUUUGAAUAUGAUUUAUGAGCACAAAAUACAUGUGCUAUACAUCUCAAUGUGAACUAAGUCCAUAUGUAUAGUUAGUUGUCUGUCUCUUUAAAAUGCCCUUGAGUAGGUAUCCAGUCCUUUCCUGGCCACGGCUCACUUGUAAUUUAAAGUCUCAUUGAAGUGGCCUUUGGGGAACGUUAAGAGAAAUAAGUUGAGAGUGGGAAGAGUUUAAGUGGUGGCAGGAAAAAUGGAGACUCUAGCAGCGCAGGAAAGGCUUUGCAGAAUUUGGUGGACUUUUGAAGGCAGAGGAGGUGACUAGCUGGAUAAGACAGGAAGUGUUUUUCCAGGCCUAGGAAACUCCAUGAUAGCUGCAGCAGGAGAGGGCAGCCAAAGUGGGAUGAUGUCACAAUGUCCUUGUGCAAAACAGGGAAAGCAAGGAGAGAAGCAGAGGCAAAUAAGAGAGUCUGCAUUCCAUGCCAGAGCUAGAAGCUUGGAUUUGAAGUGCAAAACAGCAGGGUACCAGCGUUGAUUGAGGAGAGAGGGGACAGGAUUGCACAGGGCGUGACAGGUGGGUGGAGAAAUUUUACCAAAGGUGUUUCUAGUUGACACGAGAAAGGAAAGACUGCAGGCAUAUUGAUCAGGACAAGAAGUUACAGUAGACUUGGAGAGACAGGAACUGGUCGCAAAUGAUAAUUUUAGCAGAGAGAAAAUAAUUGAUUUGGGAGAUGUUGAAGAGGAAAAAGAGGCAAUGCAUGGUAAUGGCUGGGAUAGCAGAAAGAGAGAGGCAAGAAGAUUAUUCCCUGCUGCUUUUAAGAUGGCUGCUCAUUUAAUGCAGGCAUAGAUUUCAAGAGUACAUCAUAUCCAUACAUAUCUUCAGUUAGCAAGGGCAAAUCUGUGGAUCAAUAGCUAUUUCCCCUUCAAAUGUGCAGAAGUGGGACCAGAGAUGCCAGAGACGUAGGAAGGGGGGGGCGAUGAGGACGGACCACCCUGGGUGCCCUCACUGAGGGGGAUGACAUUUGGCAUGCCACCCACCUGUGACUCCCAAUUCUACCCUGAGCCGUCAGGGUAAGGGGGGAGCUGCGCCACUUUGCUGGAGGCGUUCCCCCCUUCCCCCUUCGUUUUGACAGUUUGGGGGAGGCUUGGGUGUCGUGGGCAGGUGGCGCGCUGAAUGUCUGCCAGUGGCAGCUUGCUCCGCCACUGGCUGCAGGGCACCCGAGUGUCUAUCCUGCGCCUGGGAGGGCACCCUCUGUGCCACGCCCCCCUCAGGAGUGCGCCUGCCCUGGGCAGCGCAGCCAUAUGCUCCGCCGCUGCCAGAUGCCACUUCUAUGCACAGUGCUAAGAACAAUUUGUUUAUUUAAUAGUUGUCACUGGGGUAAAUCAAAGCACUGUGUUGUAUGUAUAUACAAGCUUAUGCCUUGCAUGUAAAAGGCACCAGGUUCAGUCCUUGCAUCACCAGUUAGCAGGGAUCAGGUAGCAGGUAAAAGGCCUGUGAUUUUGGAGAGUCAUUGUGUGUGUGUGUGUGUGUGUGUGUGUGUGUGUGUGAAGAUUCACAUGUAUUUUUUAUUCUGGUUUUUGUUUCAAAGUACAAGAUGCCAGGAAUAAAGUGGCUCUUACAUUAUGAACUGCAGGUAGCAGUGUCUAUGAAGAUUUGUAGUUGUUUAGUCAUUUAGUCGUGUCCGACUCUUCGUGACCCCAUGGACCAGAGCACAGGCACUCCUGUCUUCCACUGCCUCCCGCAAUUUGGUCAAACUCAUGCUGGUAGCUUCGAGAACACUAUCCAACCAUCUCGUCCUCUGUCGUCCCCUUCUCCUUGUGCCCUCUAUCUUUCCCAGCAUCAGGGUCUUUUCCAGGGAGUCUUCUCUUCUCAUGAGGUGGCCAAAGUAUUGGAGCCUCAGCUUCAGGAUCUGUCCUUCCAGUGAGCACUCAGGGCUGAUUUCCUGAAGAAUGGAUAGGUUUGAUCUUCUUGCAGUCCAUGGGACUGAGUCUGCUCCCACACCAUAAUUCAAAAGCAUCAAUUCUUUGGCAAUCAGCCUUCUUUAUGGUCCAGCUCUCACUUCCUUACAUCACUACUGGGAAAACCAUAGCUUUAAGGAAAACCGUAGCUUUAACUAUGAGGAUUAGAGCCCUGCAAAUAAAGCACAGCAACUAGGAGAUUGUGCUACAAAUUGAGAAAUCCCUCCUUCAAAUAUCACCCCUGUCAUUUUGGCAAACUGCUCUUCUCUCAGCCUCAGCCAUAUGGCAUAAUACUGACUCUGAUUUGCAGGCUUGUGGCAAGUAUGGCAAGACAGUAUACAUGAAGAACACGAAGUGUCAGAAAGUGCAAGUGAAAGGGGACAUGGUAGAAGUUUGUAAAAUUAUGCAUGGCAUGGAGAAAGUGGAUAUAAGAAAAGUGUUUCUCCCUCUUUCGUAACACCCAAACUCAUGGACAUUUGAUGAAGCUGGAUGUUGGAAGAGUUGGGACAGAUGAAAGAAAGUCCUUGUUCACACAGUGCCUAGUGAACUAUGGAACUCACUGCCACAGGGGCAGUGAUGGCCAUCAACUUGGAUGUCUUUAAAAGAUUAGACAAAUUAAUGGAGGGCAAGGCUAUCAGUGGCUAAUAGACAUGAUGGUUAUAUUCUACCUUCACUGUUGGAGGCAGUGUACCUUUUAUUACCACUUUCUGGGUAAUACAGACAGGCAGAGUGGUGUUGCUCUCAUGUCCAGCUUGCAAGUUUCACACAGGUAUGUGAUUGGCCCCUGUGAGAACAGGAUGCUGGACUAGAUGGGUCCUGGGUCCAGCAGGCUCUUCUGAUUUUCCUAGGAUUCCUAAUGGCCUUUGAGGACACUCCUUUCCUUUUCUUCUCCCUCCAGAUUUCCAUUUACAUCAACAACAUGCAAUGCUUUUUAAAGCAGGAACUUGCCAGAACUCAGUUCUGGCACCUCUUUUUCUAGAAAAAAUAGCACUGACAACUGGCACUCUCCAUGUGCCAUCUUAGAUGGGAUGUUGCAUGUGUGUGUAGGGGCACCCCCUUUAUGUUAUGGAUAGUGCCAUUUUCAUUACAUAAGGAUCAGUACACAGAGAAUGAAUUCACUAUUUGAGAGAGACUGAGAGUGAGAGAUUAUAAUAUACGAUAAAGCAGUGCCACCUACUGGACAGCUGCAGCUUUGCAAAGCAUAAAAACAGAACUAAACACAGUGGUAUCUCGUCUAGUGUCUACCUCGCCGAGCGCCUGUUCCGUCGAAUGUCCGCGGCAAACCCAGAAGUACUGCAACAGGUUACUUCCGGGUUCGCCACAUGUGAAGAAGUGCAAACCGCUCCGUGCGCAGAUGUGGCACUUUGUCCAGCAUCCUUUUUGGCCAGCAACUGGGACUCCGGAAUGGAUCCCAGUCGCAAAACGAGCUACUACUGUAGUCUUUUAAGUUUCUUCAGGGGAGGGAAGAUUUGACGUUUGCAGCCAUUCACACCACAACUUAGUGUAGUGAUAUUGUUUGGUGGUCUGUAACUGUCAUGUUUGGAUGUUGCUUCCACCUCCAAAAAGCUAUUAUUUGGGGACCGCUAGUAUGGAGGUCAAACAUUGUGCUCCCUCAUCAUGUAAUGUAUUAAGAAUAAGAUGUCUCAAGAACGCUAUUUAAAACAGAUGUCAAUAGCCACAUCCUUCCUCUUGGGCAAUAUGGUAUUUUCUUUCAGAAAAAACCUUUGUGUGUCUACAGGGCAUAACUCAUUCACAAGGUCGUUAUUACUACUACAUAUUUGUUAGCUCUGUUAGAAAGGGAAGAGGUCAAUGUGUAAAAAUUGGACAUUUGAAACAUCUACACUGAGCUAGCAGGAGGUUCAUCACUUGGUCGUCACGAAAUAUUCAGAUGUGUGUCAUGUGGCAUUUUAAUGUUAACAUGACCACGCCAGGCUUGCCAUACAUAUUUUGGGUGAUAAGUGGCCCAUGACAGAGAGUAACCCUGAAGUAAGUAGGGCAAUAAUAUUGUGUGACAUGCUCAUCACUUGAAAAUCCAGUCAUGCAAUUUCACACAAGGCGUGGUUUUUAUAAACCGGGUCAGCUUGUAGAACAGUGGGUAGGAAAUGUUUCCUCAUGAGCAUGCUCCACUACAGCCAGUCAUGUAAACUGAAAAGAGGAGUCUGUUUUAGGUAGUUCCACUGACUUCUCUGAAGGAGGGAGAUGGUGGCUUAGGAGCCACAGCAGUUACCAUGACUGACUGCAUCUCACAUUGCAAGUGGCGCCCCUUCUUUUGAGCACAGAGGCUCCAGUGCAUGCCUUGAAAUUUCUAGGCAUGACUGCAUAUGCUGGAGCCAGCCUGCAGAAAUGACCCCGUUUCAUCAUGGAGAGCUGAGCGUGCAGUGGUGUUGCUGCUACUAAGAGGAACUGAGAGUUGUCCUGAAGUUUUUUUUCUUCGUCCAUUGUGCAGGCUCUUUUUCAAAGGGCAUUGCUGAAGGAGAAGUGGACCCUUCCUUUGGGCCUCUGGAAGCAAUACGGCUAACCAUCCAGACUGACUCUCCCGUAUGGAUCAUCUUGAGCGAGGUAAUGUGUUUUCCUUGGAAAAACUCCCUUUAUAAGGGUGGUGAUUACAGCAGCUCUGACUUAACCUUUCCGCCAACUGAUCUGUCUAGGCGGAACAGGGAAAGAAAGUUCUUGAAAGAUACAGUGCCCGUUUAGGGCCAUUGCCUGCAAUGCCCCAGACAAUUCUAUCUAGGGCACAGUGGGGAAUUUAAAAAUUGUGGCUUGUAACUGCCAGGGGCUGAGCACAGAUGCCAGUUGGCAAUGCAACCUGCCGGGGAUUCUCUGGGUCUUUCCCCAGACAUGCAUUCAGUAAGUAACCACAGUAAUUGACCACAGUCCUCCACAGAGACAGGCUUAGCUUCCUGACAACCACUGUCACAGGAGCUGUCCCCCACCCCCCACAACUCAAGAGACCUACCUCCCAAAGCCAGAAAGGAGAAUGUAUGUUGCUUAGAAGAUAAAACACACUUUGGUGCUCAGGUGAACAGGAGUGGUUUGCUUAUUUGGUUGUUGCAUGGGGCUUGUGAGGUGAUGCAAACUGAGUUGGUGAAAUAGAGGCUUGGUAGUCAGAUCCUCUAGGGACGCGGGUGGCGCUGUGGGUUAAACCACAGAGCCUAGGACUUGCCGAUCAGAAGGUCAGCGGUUUGAAUCCCUGUGACAGGGUGAGCUCCCGUUGCUUGCUCCCUGCUCCUGCCAACCUAGCAGUUCAAAAGCACCUCAAAGUGCAAGUAGAUAAAUAGGUACCGCUCCGGCGGGAAGGUACACGGCGUUUCCGUGCACUGCUCUGGUUCGCCAGAAGUGGCUGAGUCUUGCUGGCCACAUGACCCGGAAGCUGUACGCCGGCUCCCUCGACCAAUAAAGCGAGAUGAGCACCGCAACCCCAGAGUCGGCCACAACUGGACCUAAUGGUCAGGGGUCCCUUUACCUUUACCUUUAGUCAGAUCCUCUUGACAGCAGUUGCACCCGCCUGCAGUUGUGAUUUUAUGUCUUAACUGUGAAAUCCCUCCCCAUUUCUGACAACGAUUUCAUGCUGUGAUUUGCUUCAGGUAUGGUUGUCCAGAAGAGGCAAAACUCUUUCCUCUUGCACUUGGCGUUAAUUAAUAGGGCAAUAUUCUAUAGGAGAAAAACAGAUUUGCCAAGCUCUGACCUUUUUCUGUUGUUUUGCUAAUCCCAUGUACUUCCAGAUAUUCCUGAAGAAAGCUGACUGAACUUCAAGACACAGGGAUAAUGCACAAUGUGGCUGUCAGCUCUUCCCCUCUUCUUCCUCUUGUCUAUGAAACUGCAGACACAGCAGAAUAGGAGCAGCCUAGUCAAAGGUGCCUGCUGAAGGGCACCUGCUGCUCCCAGAACAGGAAGAAAAUGUUGGUGGUGAAACUUGGCAGGGCCUUAAGGGUUUCUGGACCACAUUUACUGGGAGAAGAGAAGCAUUUUUUCAUGCACAGGUGCUGGACUGUAUUUAAAAAAUGAAGCACUAGUGCUGGCCUAUCUUGGAUCCAGCUGCUUCUGCAGCUACAAAAAGAGGACCUUGGAGACUAACGUUCCGUGUAAAAGAUUUGUUCUCCCCCUUCCUUUGAGCAAGGACCACACACUAUCCCCAUGCCUCUUCCUCCCCCUCCCCCCCCGGCCCCUUGGGUGUUGAUUCCUGAAUGUAUCACUAAAGGGUGCAUUUAGAAAUACGGGUUUAAGGACUAUGAAGGCUAACUGCGAGGGCAGCUCAACUGUCAAGCGAAGCACUGACGCAUCUUGGGAGCAAAGCAGACUGCACCUCCGGCCCCAUGUGUGUAAGUAAAAGCAGUUGCUCCAGACUAAAGCUGAGGAUUAAAUAUGAGGGGUAACUGGUCUGGGGUGGGAGGGAAGGGAUGUAUGGAGGGAACAGAAUGGCAGGGAAAUGAAAAACCACACUGUGCCUGCCAGGGUUGUACAUGUGCCCUUCAUACAAUAAGAGUUCCUGUCGAAGUCUCCAGUGUCUUCAUGCCUUGAGAAUGAGUGCUAAAGUCCAUCCUUUUAAAUCCAUAUCUGUUAUUUACUGAUUGGUGUGAAUUUUGGAGAAAAAUAAACCAUGUAGGCCAGUCCUCAAAUGGUAGGGAUUAGAGUAAUUUAAAACAAAAAAAACCCAAUGUCUCUAGCUAUACACUGGAAUGCGUUAUACUACUUUAAUGUGCUGUAUUUUUUAUUAUUGGAUACAUUUGAUUUUUAAGUAUAUCUAUAUAAAAUAUAUAUAUUAAAAUGUGCACUGUAAAAUUUUAAUUCA
Messenger RNA from Podarcis lilfordi (Lilford's wall lizard), 72128 nucleotides. Lineage: Eukaryota; Metazoa; Chordata; Lepidosauria; Squamata; Lacertidae. The record is from the annotation of a GenBank genome assembly.